GUCCUCGGGGAUGCCGGGAUGUUUACAGCCUUGACAGCGGCGGCACCAGGAGACGGAAGAGCAAGAGAGGGAGCGAGGAGGAGGAGGGGGAAAAAAAGAGGGAGGCUGAGGGCUGCGCUCCUUCUCCACACAAAACCCUCACCCUCCCCUCCCACGUAUUGCCGCGUCCCUGCCUGAGGGAGAUUUAAAAAAUAACUGAAACCGACGCCUGCCCAGCCUUCUGAGGUAACCGAAAGUACCGAGUCGAGGGAGGGGGGGUGGCGGAGGGGCGGGCGCGCGCGCGCGCGCUUGGUGGGUGGAGGAGGCUGCUGCUACUGCUGAGGGAGAAAUGACGCCGCGCGAGGAAACGGCUGAGGAGAAGUUCGCAGGCCCCGCUCGGUAAACGGCCCCCGCCCUCAAAAAGAACCCCAUCAACCCUCUUCUCUUUUUCUUUUUGGCCUCGGCGCCCGCGCGCUCGCUCCGCCACAGAUACUUCGCCCGGGACCUGCUCGUGAGCGCGGCCCUCCCACCGGGCGAUCUCCAUUGGCUGCUUCGUACGGCGUCCCCGCCUCUCAUUGGUCGUCGUCAGUGCCGUUUCCUUCCCUCCCCCCCACCCCCACCGCUUCACGCGCUAGUUGUAAGUAAGACGAGGGUGUGCUUGUGUGGAGAUGCGGGGUGGGGGGGGAGAGGAAGCGACUGCGCUUGCGCGCUUUGGAGAAAAGCGUUCUCUGGAGAAGGGAAGGCGGUCUUUUUCUGAGUUGGCCCCUGUCCUAAUGCCCUUCCUUCAUAGGGGCUCCCCUCCUUUUUUUGGGGGGGGGGAAGUUGUCAACCUUAGUCACCUCCUCGCCUCCCCCCACCCCGCUCCGUCUUUGGCCCUUGCAUAAGUAAAUAGGCGCGUAUUGAAACCUUGGGAGAAGGCCAUCUGCACUGAAGUUGUAUAAGAACUUGCGCCAAAACUAUUUUUGCUUGGGGGGUUUGCGUCUGUUUGCCCUAUAAUGGCAGGCUGGGGUUUGUUAGCAGUGCCAAGGGAUUGGUGGGACAACAGCAGACUUCCGAGUGUGGUGUGUGGAGGCGCCCCCACAGUGAAGCACCGAGCAAGGUUCAAAACCCAUGAUUUCUUCCUCAGGCAACCUAAGGACUUCUGAUGCUGGUGGUGAUGCUUGUAGUCCAGAAGGCAGGGUUGGGGUGAGGGCCCCGUAGCAUGGUUCGCAAAAGACACCAGCAGCCCUUUCCCUGCUGUCGUAUCUUUUUCUUUGGUGCAAAUUCAUAUUUAUUUAUUUUUUGCGUGGCUCCAAAGUGCAUUGGCAUGUUGUUGUUUAGUCGUUUAGUCGUGUCCGACUCUUCGUGACCCCAUGGACCAGAGCACGCCAGGCACUCCUGUCUUCCACUGCCUCCUGCAGUUUGGUCAAACUCAUGCUGGUAGCUUCGAGAACACUAUCCAACCAUCUCGUCCUCUGUCGUCCCCUUCUCCUUGUGCCCUCCAUCUUUCCCAACCUCAGGGUCUUUUCCAGGGAGUCUUCUCAUGAGGUGGCCAAAGUAUUGGAGCCUCAGCUUCAGGAUCUGUCCUUCCAGUGAGCACUCAGGGCUGAUUUCCUUAAGAAUGGAUAGGUUUGAUCUUCUUGCAGUCCAUGGGACCCUCAAGAGUCUCCUCCAACACCAUAAUUCAAAAGCAUCAAUUCUUUGGCGAUCAGCCUUCUUUAUGGUCCAGCUCUCACUUCCAUACAUCACUACUGGGAAAACCAUAGCUUUAACUAUACAGACCUUUGUUGGCAAGGUGAUGUCUCUGCUUUUUAAGAUGCAUAAGGAAGCAAUUUCUCCCCUCUGCCUCCCAGGUAGCCCUGUAAUCCAAAUUGGGAUGCGCUGACUUACGGGCUUGUACUCCGUUAUACACUGGAUGUACACUGGGAUAGCUCAGUCGGUAGAGCAUGGGAUUCUUAAUCUCAGGAUUGUGGGUUGUCCCAUGUUGCGCAAAACAUUCUUGCGUUGAGGGGGUUGGACUAGAUGACCCUCGUGGUCCCUGCCAACUCUACAGUUCUUUGAUUAUAAUAUCUCCACCCUUCCCUUCAGUUUCCCAGCUGGGCUUGAGGGUAUAAGUAUUGGUGGUGGCAUUGUGCUGUUGCUAAAUGUCUGUGGUAGCAUUUAAAACCCUUUUAAUGUAAACCUCCAGCAAUGUUACGCUGGUUAGCGGUUACACUGCAGCAAGAGACUUUACUGAUCUUACAGUUUAGCCCUAACUGCCUGGUCUGAAGUAAGCCCAGUUGAAUUCAGUGGGGUUAUACUUCCAGUUAAGUGAGGUUACGAUUACAACAUUCAAUAAGCUUAGACUAUGCUGUAAAGUACAGUCUUAAAUAUACCCAUCCUGUGUUGUUUGUGCAUGUAUAAAGCAGUGAAUUAUUUAUCUGGAGGAAAAUCAUACUUCUCAUCUUCCUGUUUGCAAAUUAUUGCUAUGUUUCAGUUACUGAUAAAGAGCUGAAUUUGCCCUAUUACUGGAUGCAUAGCUUCCAACUCUAUAUCUCGUUGCACAGAACACGAGUUUUCUUGCUUUAGCAUCAGCUGAAUAACUUUGCCAUUUAUAAACAAGGUAUUGACGUUCUGAAAUGUCGAGGAGCCAGAGCUGCAUAAGAUGCUGAAAAUUAUACAGACCUGUGGUAUUUAAAUACAGAUGUGCCUGUUUCCCCAAUACCAAAGGAAACAAAGAAGUAAUUCCAAGUGUUUUCUACAGUCUUUUGUGGCAGUAGCUUUCUGCCAGUAUAAGCCAAAAGCCCUCUGAGAUGCGUGCUUAUAAAGUAGAUUGCCUGUUGCUUAGUACGGAAGGGUGAGUCAUCUCUGAGAUGCUUCCAUGGAAGUCAAGUACACAUGAUGAAGUUUUUUCAUGACCUUGGUACCUCGGUUCAAGAUCUCAUGGAAAUGACUUGUUAAUUGUGUUUACUCUAGUUUAUUUAGAGUAGCUUUUUCAUCAUGUACAUUGUAACUCACCAAAGCUGUAAACAGUCCAUCAAUCAUGUUUUCAGUCUCAGGUGGCUUGUUGAACUGCUGGUGGUUACAGACAGCGAAUUGGCUGCAGUCAAUUUUAGCGCAUAACAAACAUGAUGUAAAUUAAUGGAAAGUUGAAGACAGGAAAUUGUGACACUAUAAGUGGUUGUGUAGGCAGACCCUUAAAUUCAUUUUAAGCAAGCAUCUUUGCUUCUUUAAGCAAGAUCAUCUUUGGUGGCUGAACACUCUUGAUUGUGCAGGAUACUAAAGGGCCUGGACUCUGUAGCAUUUUAAGAAAGAUGGUUGUCUGUUAACUUCACUAACAGUUGAGGUACAAGGUGAGAUUUCUUACACCUCUUUCCUCACCAUUCCCUUUCUUUCCAUUCCCUUACUACCACUUUUAAAGGUAGUGUAUUUAAAAACGAUUGGCUCUUACUUUCUUCAUUUUUUUGGAUUCUGUUCCUGGUGAAUAGAUGUUCCAGUGACAGCACAUCUCUCAUUUUCUGGUGAGAGAUGAGCCUUCCAGAAGUUCCCAUUUAGCUGAAGAAGGCAGAGAGGAAAACCAGAAAUAUCAACAAUGUGUUAUGAUGUAAGUGUGGGAACUCAGGAAUAAAAAAAAACAAAACCAAGGAUUUAUAACUGGUACUGAAAAAACUUACAGCUUGAAGCUAUGCUGCUACUAAGCUCAGUGAGGCUAACUCUUGAGUAAAUUGCAUAGGAUUGUAAUCUUGCACUCAGUGGGGUUUUUAAGUAAGCAUACACAGAGUUGAAUUGUUCACUAGGUAAACUACUGAAAAGUAAUUAAUAGUUUACUUAAUUUACUACAAAUUAUGUUCAACUAUGUUUUAUUUGUGACACGGGUGACGCUGUGGGUUAAACCACAGAGCCUAGGACUUGCCGAUCAGAAGGUCGGCAGUUCGAAUCCCUGCAACAGGGUGAGCUCCUGUUGCUCGGUCCCUGCUCCUGCCAACCUAGUAGUUCGAAAGCACGUCAAAGUGCAAGUAGAUAAAUAGGUACCGCUCCAGCGGGAAGGUAAACGGCGUUUCCGUGCACUGCUCUGGUUCGCCAGAAGUCGCUUAGUCAUACUGGCCACAUGACCAGAAGCUGUAUGCCGGCUCCCUCGGCCAAUAAAGCGAGAUGAGCGCUGCAACCCCAGAGUCGGUCACCACAGGACCUAAUGGUCAGGGGUCCCUUUUUACCUUUAUGUUUUAUUUAAGGUGGACCCAUUGAAAUUAAUAGAUCAAACUUAUGCAUGUUCAUUAAUUUCAGUGGGUCUAUUCUGAGUAUAACUUGGCUGACUACCACCCAAAGAUAUUUAGGAUCAUUGUACAACAAUAUUAGAGGCCUGUGUUCCAAGCAGAGAUGUUAUAACAAAACAGAACUGGAUUUUACCGAAUCUCUCUUCAGUCCAAUCCUAUGCAGAGUUAGCCAUGCCUAAGGCUGCAAUCCUGUACACACUUACCUAGGGACAAGUCUCAUUGAAUACAGUGGAGCUUAGUUCUCAGUAGGCACGAUUGCCACUCUUUUAAAUCCAGAGGUUUUGGCACACCUAAUUCUGCAUUGGGGUACAGCCUUAAUUGUACCAGGGAUACAGAUUGUGCAAUAUUGGAUGCAAUCAUGUGUGCAUUCUUAUAGAUGUUAUCUUCAAUUAUAGCUUGGUUUAUUUGAAUUUACAACCAAAAAGGGGAAAACCUUUCAAAGUAACAGACUAAUGGAACACUAAAAAUUGCUGUGUAGCCCUAAGGGUUUCUCCAAUAUCCUUAAAAUGUUAAAUUCCUUAUAAUGAUUUAUGUGUUGCCAGCUUUCUUUGUGUGACAAUAGUGCUGUUUUUCAUCCAAUUAUAAAAUUCUUAUACCGCAGACUUUUUUUUGACAUGAUAAAUAUAUUUCAUUGUGUCUCUGUUUCAAAGAAACAAAGGAAAAUAUUGAAGCCCAAGUCCAUUAAUCAUCUUUAAUCAGCCCAUCAUUUAUUGCCUUUUCAGAAAUGAAAAGUAUUUUCCUCACUAUGAUGAUAAUACUGUAUUGAGUCUCUAGUUGUCUUAGUGCGAAUAGUGGAACGUCGACUAUGAAUGCGACACUUACUUCAUUUAUUUGGUACUAAUGGGAAUUAGUUUUCCAGUGAACAAGUGUAUUUGAUAAUUUUCAGGAUGCCUUAAGGCCUUUGAAACUUUGGAACUCUUAGAAUUGGUAGCCUUUUGUUUAUAGUCGUAACAUUAUCACAGUGCAUAUAUUAAUAGUAUCUUACUGGUGCUCCAAGACACUUUUGAUUGAUUGCCAUUUAGAUGCUGAAGAUUUAAAUUAUUUUCCCCAGUCUUCCAAGCCUCCCUCCCACCCCCAGGUUUGUUGUAUGUUCCAGUUGGAUGCUCCAGAAAGUUUUGAUGCAUGGCAGGAGUACUGUUCAGUGUUCUUUUAGUCCAGCUAAUGAGUUUCCUACCUACUGCUACUUGUGUUGUUUCUUUUCCACCCCAAGGUCAUUUAUUCCCCAUAAUAUCUGUACUGUUGGUGAGGAAAUGAAUGGGUUUUCUUUGCAUUAAACUUUCUAUUACAUUAUAACCCUCAGUAACUAAAGCAGACUGAAAGUUUUAUUUCCUGUAGAAGUUAGAAAAUAAACAAUAGCUGAAGGACCCUAAUGUUUACUGUUUGUAUUAACACAUAAAAUGUUGGGGAACAAAUAGAUUUAAAUAGGCUGGGCAACUUGUGACCCUGCCCUCAGACCUGAACACGGCACACUACUCAUGCAUUGCGGACUGCCAGAUGCCUGCCAGCCCCCUAUUUUGUAGUCUCAGACAGACAGCAAAAAUGGGUUUAUCAAGCCCCUGGUGGGGCACCACAUAUGGCAGGUGGGUAGCAUUUAGCUUUGUUGCCACAUUGUGUGUGCCUGAAUGAAAAAGUCUCUAGGGCUGCAGAGUCUGGAAUACACUCAAAUAUAAAAUAUUGCUGUGUACUCAUUUGAAACGGUUGACUGCUAAAUCAACAGUAAGCUAGAUUUUAGAAGACUGGAAGGUAUCUGACGUAAUCCUAACCAUAAAAUGCAACAGUUCUAGAGGUAGAAUAAAUAGACUUCACUAAUGUAAUGCAGUUUUGGCAUUUCUGUCCCUGUUUUAACUACAGAUAUUAUCGCACCCACCCUCUGCUGUCUUCCCCUUUUUUUAGCAACUGGGAAAUAAGAGUUCAGCACCUUGCAGCAGUCCUUUUGGAUUACUUUUUUACUUGAAGCCAAUAUUUUUUAGGGUAGAGACUAAUUUUUUGCUAAGUAUUCCUGUAAUGCUGAGUUUACAAGCACACUUUCACCAUAGGAAGGUUACUUGACAGAGACAAGUUUCUCAGAGACUGAAACUUGAAGGUAUGAAUAUGAACUAGUUGUGUAAUUUCUGUUUCUAUAGGCAUAUAUACUAUUGAUUAAAACCCCUUUAGCUUAAGCCAGGAGAUAAGGGGCUUCCAAAUUCACUUGUGCAACAAAAGGCAUGGAAAUUGUGUUAAGCUGCCUGUCUUAACUUCUAUGUUUCAUAAUCAGUAAAGACAUUCUGCAGUCUUGUGUUUGUUGACAACUUGGCUUUUAUACACCGAAACUUUCCAUUUGUCCCCGUCCCCCAGUCCCAGACCUCUUUCUCUGUAGAUUGGGGCCAACUAAGAAGAUGAAUUCAAUGCUAUGUUGCUAAUGUAUAAAAAGGCACAUGCCCUUAAAUAAUAAACAUUUAAGUCUGACAGUUUAAGAACUAAGAUGGACCCUCUACAAUGUGCUUUCAUUUGGAUUAUAGAGAACAGCAUAUAUCACAAGACUAGGGGUAGACAGGCAGUGGGGCAGCUCUUCGCCUCAUAUACGUCUGUAAGUUAUAUUAACAGUGUGGUUUAACAAAAGUAAAACAAGUAAAAUGGGUUGGGUCCACCGUUAGUUAUCCUUAAAGAAGACUCACUGAAUUCAAUGGGCAUGGCUAACUUAAGUCUAUAAAUUUCAGUGCAUCUACUGUACCCAACUAAGUUCUGCUUAGUAUAAAUACAAAAAUAACAAUAAGCCAAAUACUGCAAAAUCCUAGAAGUAGAUUAUAACUGCAGGAAUAAAACUGUAUCCAAAAAGCUUGGCAAAAUUGUAGGUAUCAGAUGAACAUCUUUGGAGAGGGUGUUCCACAAUUGGGACUCUGGUAGCCAUCGGCCUCAUCUCGGAUGGUGGUGGCACUUGCAGAAGACCAUCCAGUUAAUAAAUGGGUCAUAAUAUAUGAAUAGGAGCAUAGGGAGAGAGGCAAGCCUUUGUAUUCUUGCAAGUCUUCAAUUGAAUAUUUAUUUUAACAUUUGUCCUAGGGCUCAGGUCAAACUAACAGAUCUGCUGAGCCAUGUAUUGCUCUCUUGUUCCCUUCCUUAAAUAUAGGAUUGUAGAUUUGUUAUUUGUAAGUCAUCAGCAUCUCCCCUUGCACAUAAUUUAUUUAUCUAUAAUUUUUGUUAAUGGACCUCCUGUUUCAUAUGCUAGCUGUUUUAAUAUCCUGAGAUGUAGAUUUGAAAACCUUCCAGGUUUCCAAAAUCAAGUUGAGCUUGAGAACAGGCCCCCCUGAAUACAGUGGGGCUUUCCUCUGAGUAAACACCCACUGAUUUGGGCUUGUAAGAUUCCCCCCCCCCCCCCAAAAAAAAUAUUACGGUAUGUUUUGCUUCAGACAGUCUUUUGAAGUAUCAGUGCUCAUCAUUACCUUUCUCCAAAAGGUCCAUGGCUCUUUUUAACCUGGGGAUGCCUUUAAUCAUAAUAUUUAGCAUUUAUAUAAUGUGAUAAGACUGUUCAAAGCACUACAUUUACAAUUUCUUGUUGCAAUUCUUCCAACAGCUUUGUAAGUUAAGACAGUAUUGGCAUUCCCAUAUUGCAAAUGAGAGAUUGAGGCUGAAUGUGUGUGUAGCUUGUCUAAAACUACCCAGGAAACUCAUGGCAGAGAUAAGAUUCAAAGUGGGGAUUUCUUGAUUCAUAGCAUAGUCUCUUAGCUACUACUGUACACCAGCACUUAGCAAUCUAGAUAAUUAAACAAGGAGGAGUAAGUAGCUGCUGCUGGGGAGGGACGGUUGUGAUUUAGGCUUGAGACUGUGUGCAAGGAAGCAGGUAAAAAUCAUCUUGAUGAACUCUCUUCUGCAAUUAUUGUUUGCCUUGAGAGGGAAACUUCCAUUGGCACUAACAGUGAGUAAAGAACGUAGGUUGAGUCCCCUAAGUUCACUCUGUAACAGUGAAAGUGCUUGUAUAAGUUUUUAAAAAUUGUUGAGAUGGUGUUUACAUUAAUUCAUUUUUUCCAGUCUUGCCACUAAUGUAAAAUGCAACUGUGUUCUGCACAAGGAAGUCUUGACCCACAAUGAUGUAAGAGUAAAUAAAUGAUUGUUUUGAGUUAUGGCUUAGAAACUAAAUUGAAAUCUGCAAAGAAGUCUCACUUUUGGAGCCUUAAAUUUAGCUUAGCCAAAGGUGUUUUUUAAAAUAAAUUACUUUGACAUCUAUUUUUUUUUUUAGACUGUUACGAUAAUCUAAUUAAAAGAAGUACCACAUUGUGGUUGCAUGAAAGAGCAGAUCCUGCUAUAUGUCAGCUUCACAUAUUACUAAUAUCCUAAAUUCCUGGUUAGCCAUUAAUUUCUUUUGUCUGAAGCCAUAUUUUGAAUUGUACAAAAUCUGAAGGACUGGCGACAUUGAAGUUGUUAAAGGCUGUCUAACAGAAUACCGUAAUGUAGGUGUUCAAAUCACAGUUAUCUAAAUUAUAAGCUAAAGACUUUAGUGGGUUGUUUUUUUUUUAAAGCCAAGAUAACUUUGCUUGUGCCCAUGCAUUUUAUGUUCACAAGGACAUAUCCUUCAAGAUACUCAAAUAGAUGUGGGGAAAACGCUGUUAAACAUGUUCACAAUAUUCUUAUUUCAUCUAUCACAUCACAUGUUCUGAUGUUUGGGUCUGGCAGUGAAAACUGACCCAAUUAAGUCCUAUAAACCACAUGUUCAAAGUUAUUCUUUUUAAAAACUAUUAGUUCAUAAGUUCUGGGACAUGAAUACUGGUGCUGAAAAUGCUAGGUUCCCACUAGAACUGUGUGUUUAUAUUCAUUUACUUUCCUACACUCCUGCAGUUUUAUACUAAAAUGAAUUAAUAAAGCUGAUGCAAAGAAAUCAUAGACCUUGUUCGCACUACACAGUAAGCUAAACUACGGCUUAGUCAGUGAGAUUAUGUGGGCUUUUAGUUCUUCUCUGGUCCUUUUUACUGCAUUGCACUAAGCCAUAGUUCCUUCUUGGUUAUGGCUUGUGGUUAGUACCGAGAGAGGUUAACCAGGGGUCCUGGUUUAGACUGAACAACAUGCUAAGCCAAACCUUGGCUUAAUUUAGCAUGGCAUGGCUUACUGUGUUGUGUGAACUGACUUAUAGAAUUUUAUGUUAGCGCAAUAUUGGAGGAGGAAACUGAUGGCCAGUAAGUUGUUCAGUCUAAUCUCCUGUCAGUAGGGAAGAGAGAGAAGGAAUUAAUCACUUGGGUGCUGGAAGAAUAGGAUCACAUAGUUCUCAAAGACACAAGUGAGUCAAGGCACAUAAUGCAGAACAUUUCAAACCAUUUAUUAUUAUUUAUUGUAACCUAUUAAUUGCUUUUUAUAAAAGUAAAUUAAAGUGACUUAUAGUAAAUAAAGACACACAUACAUUAAAAUCAGUAUAAAACAAUACAAAGAAAAAUCCAAAAGGCAACCCAAUUUGUAAAAGACAAAAUUCAGACAGCUCAUGCACUGAAUGAGACCACAGGUAAUUAAAAGCCAAAGGCCUGCAAAAAAGAAACGUUUUUGCACGGCAAAAUAUGUAGUGAUGGCGCCAGGUAAGCCUCCCUGGGAUGAACAUCCCACAAGUGAGGAGCCACCACUGAAAAAACUGUUAUUGGGUUGCUACUUUCCAGACCUCCUGUAGAGGAGGCACAUGGAGAAAUGCCUUAGAUGCCAAUUGCAGGGUCUGGGUCAGUUCAUGUGGUGAGUGGCAGUCCUUGAGGUAUUGGGGUCCUGAGCCACCUAAGGCUUUAUACGUAAAGCCUUUGAAUUGGACCUGGAAACUAUAAGCCAAUGGAGUUGGAACAUGUUCUACAGAUUUUCUUGUUGAUUUUGCAAACUGAGGACAUGCAUUAAAAUUGGUAAAUGAAAGUAGUGUAGAGUGGCACUAAAUACCAUACUUUUCCGUGUAUAAGAUGAGGCCCCAAUUUUUAAAGUUUGAAAACGUGGGUUGUCUUAUACAUGAAAUAUAGCAAUUAAAUAUAUAAAUAAAUAUGGUACUUGCCGCCAUACAUGCUCUGACAGUUGCAGCUCCUCAUAGUGACGAGCUGCGGGGCAUCCGUAGUCUGCUUGCCUCCUCCCACUCAGCCCGCCCUCCAGCUGGGAGGGGGGCUGAAGGCGGUUUGUUUGUGCUGCGCGGAGUCCACGCGAUCGGCGCCGUCGCUCCAGUUGGCUGUGGCGAUCAAAGUAAUAUCACCCCUCUGCGCCUUUCCCGUCAUAGAAACCUUGCGCCUUGUGCCCCUCCUGGGUAACGGCGCCUCCCCCCCAAAAGCUCAACAACUCUAGGGCUCCCCCCCCAAAAAGCUCAGAGAUUGUCUGGCUCUGCCUGCGAGGGAACAGCUGAUAGGCGGCUUGUUAGAGGCGCUUGGCUGUCAGCGUUGGUCCGGCAGGUGAACAAUUUUUGUCAACAAUUUAGGUCAAUCUCCCCCCAUUUUCUUAAUUUGGAGUCCCCAAAAAUAGGGGUUGUCCUAUACAUGGGGGUGUCCAAUACACGGAAAAAUACGGUAACUACAGAUGAGCAGAUCUGUUCCAUAGCCAAAUGACCUUUAGGAAUUGAUUGAUUGGGCACUUCCGGGGUGGCGCCUCCGGAAAAUGGCGGAAUUCCCUUCAAGUUGAAGGGAACCCGCUGCACGGAAGCUUGGGUCCUACCGCUACGGCGCAGCGGGGACCCUUAAAACCCACAGGCGGACGAAGCCUGUGGACGUGGGACUCAGCGGGCACCGUGAGAUCUCUCUCCCAUUGUGCAGUAGCCGGGUAACGGGCUCCGGAGUGGGAGGUGCGUGGUGCUGUGAGUCGACUGCUUCUUUCGUGCAGCAAAGCCGCACUGCCGUUUCCGGAGAGCGCUGCCUUUUCCUGGGACAAUUUGGCAUCUAAAACAUCUAUCCGUGAGUACCUGAUCUUGGAAGAGCUGAAUUACUUUUAAGACUGGUGAAUAAAUAAAUAAAUUGGACUUGAAAUUGAAUUUAAUUGGGACUUGGAAUGGGAAGGUCUAAACAGGAAGUCAGCCUCCCGUUCUUUUGUUACGUGAAGAAAGCAAAGACAAAAUAUACUAAAGCUUGAAAAUUAAAUUCUGAGAGAACUAGAAUUCAACAUCUAAGAUUUCUGAACCCCCCUUUGACUGCAGGAGAAGAAGGGGUUGUUUUGGACUUUUAACCCUGCGGAAGUGAGUUUAAAACAAAGUAAUUUUCCACCGCCCUGAACCAGGAGCGGGCUGUCUGAAGUGACUUAUUGACGCUUGUCCAGCUGGACAGAUAGUUAAAGAAGGGUAACAUUGUGACUCUACUGUUGCCUCUUGAAUUUUGAAGGGGAACUUUGGAUAAAGUGUAUCUGGAAAAGAAAGACUGUUGCUGAUGUUUUUCUCCUUUAUAAAAAAAAAGAAAAAAAGGUUUUCCCUCUAGUGGGAUUUAGUGAAACUGCAACGCAGAGAGCUUAAAAGUGAAGGACUAUAAUCGUGGGAAAGAAUUUUCUUUGACCUUGAAGGACAAUGCUUGUACAAAGGCUUGAACAAAUGUUCCUGGAAGGUUUUUCAAAACUAAGUGCCCAGCUGGACCAGAUGCGUCAGGAGACGACCUUGAUGACGGAAGUUACCAGAGCACAGCAGCAAGUAAAUGGAACUCAGUUAAAAUAUCUACAAGUAUAUGAACCUGCUGUAGUGAUGGAGGCUUCAGAGAUGGAGGGACCUUUGGACCGGCAGGAUCAGCCUUUGAACUUGAUAAAUGAACUUGGGAUAAAUCAGAUUCGGAAAGAUGAAAUGUGGUUAGAUUUGGAAAUGGGGGAUGGAUUGACCCCCCUUUAUAUGGUUAUCUGGACUUUCCGAGUCUGGUGAUGGGCCAUCAGAGGAUUGGAGUAGUCGGAGCCUCCAAGUUUCAAGGAAACUUGAAGUGGUAUUAUCUGCUGUCUGGCUUGGACAAUGGGCAUGGGAUGGACUUGCUGCAAAGGGUCAAAAGUAUCUUUCUGCUGGAGUACCCACGACUGAAAGGGAAACAUCAAGAAGAGCUGCGAAAGGGGCAAGAAAGAGAUUUGAGGGCCUCGGACACGAGACAACCAGGUUAAGGAGCCGGACUAUUGAGGUUAAAAGGACUGACAAUCCCGGGUCCAGGGGAGGGCGCUGGAAGUUGACUGGAUUGUGUCUGACUUAUUAUUUUAUUUUAUUUUUCUACUUUUCAAUAUUGGGAACGUUCAUAAAUGUUUGAAAGAUGUUGAAUGAAACUAUAUGGCUUAAGUAAUGAUUGGUAAAUGAUUUGCAAAAAGGUAAUGAUGUAAGAAUUUGGUAAAUACUGAAUAUAAGCUUUGAGUUUUAAAGUUUCUAUAUGACAAGAGGGAAAAUAGAAUAAGGAAAUGUAAUGAUAGAUUGUUAUGAAAAAACAGAAAGGAUUUGCUGUAAAAAUUAAAAAUUAAGAAACAAGAGAGGGGAGGAGGAGGAAGUCUAGAAAGGAAGUUAACAGAGAUCGUAAAUGAUUUUAUACUUUUGUUUUUCUUUUUUUCUUUUUUUCUUUAUGGUUGGGUUUUUUCUUUUUUAUUUCUUUAUCAUUUUGGUUUUUUGUAUUUUCAAAUUUUUUUUUGGAAAUUUUUGUUGUUAUUCUUUGAAAACUUAAUAAAUAUUAAUUAAAAAAAAAAGGAAUUGAUUGAUUGAUUAUUUAAUUUCUAUACCGCUUAACAUAUUAAAAACCUAGCUAGUUGAGCAGGGUUUAAAUAAUAAAAUUAUAAUAAUUGUUAUUAAAAAUAUAAGCUGUGUACAGAAAACUGAAGCAACAGCAGACAAUUUAAACAAAAUGUUACAAAAAUGCACAGUUACAUGUAACAGUGUUUCAUUAAUACAAAUUUAAACACACACACAUAAAUAUCCUACUUUUCUCCAUUUUUAAAAAAUUAAAGUUAAAACCCACACAUAUAACAUGGAGUUGACUUACUCUGCUUCUCCUCAAAGUAAUAGGAACCUUGGAAGAACCCUACUAGAUGCCCUUUUGGUUCACUACAAACAUUUCAAUCUCACAGUGACUAGCCAGGACACUAAGUUCUGUUACUCAUGGUCCCCAACAACUUGUAUCCAGAGGCAUAUUGCUCCAGUACUAUAUAGCCAUUGAUAGCUCUGUGAAUAACUCCAUGAAUUUGUCCUUGCAUGUGAGAGAGGGAGAAUGGACGUUAAUCAGAAGCAGAAAAGUCAUAUGUUUUGAGGGAGGAGCCAUUAAUACCGAAAAGUGUUUCUACUUGAUGUUGCCAUUAGCAAUUAAAUGCAAUGUUGGGAUUGCUUAUGAGGUGUGGAGGGGAAGGCAGUGGUCACCUGCCUGAGGCACUAAAGUGAGGAGCUUUUGAGGAAAGGAGGACCGACUUCUGCUUUGGGGAAGGAAGAGCUAACAGCCUCCCUAGGAAAAUCCCCAAGCUACAUGUGCAGCAAGCCAGGCCCCCUGGCUAUUUUGAUUAAGUGAAAUGGAGCAGCAAGGAAGGAACCCGAGCUCAGAAAUAAAACAUUCAGGAGGAUAAGCCCCUGUUCCUAGCUCCAUAUUAGAAAAUCAGAAUGUUUAAGCAAUAUUUUCUAGCAGAGCUCAACUUGAAAAACAUGUUCACAGUGUAAGUUCAGAUGUAGGAUAAAUAUAGAGAAUCUCUUUGAGAAGUUGACUUGAGAUUUCCCCCCUUCUCAAAUUCCAAGUGAAUAUUAUUAUGGAAUAAGCAGACUGCAUUCACGAGUUGCAGCCUCCAAAUUAAAGCAAGGAUCGUAAUCUUGCAUCUUAUGCUACUUUUAAGUACGUGCUAGUUGUGGGUAUCUGGACUUAAUUACAUGUACAUAUUAGCUGUAGGGAUCUGGUUUUAUAGUGAUGUUUGAUUGCAGCCCUUGGGUACAAGAGGAGUUGCCCAACUCCACAGUAGGGAACUUGGAAGGAGUGGGAAAACAUCCCUUUGUAUCACUGUAUCAGAAAAGGCAGCCAAAUUCCUCUGUGCUGAGGGCCACAUCGUAAAUAUAUCAUGAAUCAAAAGGCGGCUGCAGCUAAUUUGCAUAUCUUAUUUGCAGAUAAUUAAUGUGAGUUGCAUAACUGAUUUCAUGUGCGUGCCAAACUACAAUUAGUAGACAACAUACAUUUUAUUUUUCUGCACGUAGAUGUCCUUGGGCCAGUCCUUGAGAUUACCUUGUUAUAUGGUUUGGAAAAUCAGCUGAGUUGAAAAAGGUAAAGAAUCUUAUACCCUUAUGUUACUUGCCUCCAACACUAUUUGUAAUUCUGUGUUUUUUAAAUUAUUCCUGCAUUCAUGAGGGCUAGAAAACUCAGCCUAGACUCAGCACUUGGUUGCAUACCAUUGCACUUUCUUUGGUUUUAAGUGGGAUUUAAGAUAAUGCACAUUUAUGUUGGUUACAAGUUUUAUGCUACUGAAUUCAGGGAUUUGACUUCGAUUAGUUUUAAAGGCUCUAGAUUGAUUUUUUUUUUUUUUUAGGUUUUGGAUACAGACUAGAGACACAUAUGUUUUGUACUUAGGCAGAAAUCCUAUCUACACUUACAGUACCUCAUUGAGCUCAGUACCUUAGCUGAGAUCCCUGCAUUGCAGGGUGUUGGACUAGAUGAUCCUUGGGUCCCUUCCAACUCUAUGAUUCUAUUAUCGCUCCUCUAGUCUAUGAGUAGAAUAUACUGAAUUGUACUGAGUGUCUACUGUGCUUAAAAGGUUUGGGAAUGGUGGAAGAGUUGGUGUGAAAAUAGCUAAUAGAAAAAUUCCAUUUUUAAUUUAAAAAAAUGCAGAGAGGAAUCUAAUGUAAAAUGAAACUUGUGUCAAUGUGCAACCGUCCAUGUGCUGUUCAACACUGAGAUAAAUCACUCUGCCUGAGGGGAAAAGGUGAUAGGCAUAUAUCAAUGAGAACCACUUGCAGAGCAUCAUUAACUACUUCAGCUGUUUCCACUGCAGAAUCAUAGAAUUGUAGAGUUGGAAGGAACCAUGAGUCAUCUAGUCCAACCCCUGAAGAGAGAAGCCACUCUUUAAACCAUACUUUUCUUUUCAACAGUGGAAUACUAUUGCAGAAAAAAUAAUAAUGAAGCCCUAGCACUGUGAAUAAUUCUUCACUGUGUAUUUGAUUUAAAUCUCUAUGUGACCAAAAAUGUGCUUUAGCGUAUGUUAAAUAGCUUGCAUAUAUGUGUGGCAUAAUAUUUCAAUAUCACUGGAAUAAUGAUAGUUGGCUACUUGGUAUUUUGCAUCUUCCCCGCCCAGACUAAAAAAACCUCUACAGGCUCUAUCUGUUUAGAAAGGAGACCAUACUUCCAGAAGUGUGCAUUUCAUAUCUUUGACACCUCUGAAUGACAUAAAAUCAUUGUUCUGUUUGCUUGCUUUUGGCUUGUGAACCGAACAAUGUUUAUUUCUUGAAAUGUACCUGACAGGAAAGGGCAGAACAUGAAAUGCAUGUAGGAGAAAUGGUUGAAUCUUGAGAUUAAAUCAAAAAACACUCCCCUUAAAACAAAAGUUUUCAGAACUGAAAAGAUACUCUCCCUUAAUACCAGUUACUUCCAUUGCAGUGAAUGGUGCUACAUCACUUGGUAUUAUUAUCACUUGCAUUUAUAACCUUCCUUUCUUCCAAGCAGCUCAAGACAGCAUGUAUUGCUCUUCCCCUGUCCUUUUUAUCCUCACAACAACCCUGUGGGGUAGAUCAAGGUGAGAGAGACUGCAAUAGGCUCAAGAUGACCCAGUCAUAUCUGGUCCAGCAAUUUUGGGGGUGGGGAUUAAUAGUGCCAUGGCUCCAAUGCUUCUGUAUUCCGUAAGAUGCCUGUCAGGCCUGACAAGCAUUGUGAAACUUUGUUUUUCUUUUUACAAAAAGGCAGACAUUGUUGCCACUGAUUUUCUGCUAUUGUUUACUCUCAUCAUCUGUUUCUCUCCACUGGCUGUGGUGAUGGGGGCUAUUUUUCUGAGUCCCCACCCCCCACCCCACAACAAUGCCAUGGAAAGAUGAGAAAAAUGAUGAAGUAGUUGUAAUGCCUGAAAAUGCAGCUGCCUGGGACCUGGUUUGAAAACUGCUCAGGGGCUCCGCUAGUCUCGAUUUGCUGUAAUUUCCUUCAAUAAAUAUUUGUUUCCCACUGGCUGUCUACCACAAGUAGAAACAGGAUGUUUUUAUUUGUGCAACGCAAGGGCUAAGAAAAUAUUAGGAAGGUUGGGUAUGUGGACUUUAUUUCAUGUACUAUAUUUCAUUACUAUAUUUUGAGAUCAGAACAACAUUUUCCCCAGGUUACAGUGGCUGGGUUGGGUACUUGCUCUGACAUCAGAUCUGGGGGACCGUCAUAUCCUGAUCAAGCAUUUUUUGUGUCUUGGGCUGCUGACCAGGGUGUCACUUAUAUUUGUACAAAAGGUCAAUUGAGAAGCUAAGCUUGUGUCUUGUAGCCUGCAGUGGUACAGGAAGAAACAGAUGCACACUAGCGGCACCUUUCAAUUUUUUUAGUACAUGAAAGAAAAUAUAAAAAUUAUCACUGCAGCUAAGAGUUUACUAGAUUUGGUCCAAAUAAUCAUAUCCUUCUUCAAAAUGCACUGAUGGUAUUUUUCUCACUAAACAUCCUUUCAGUGGAGUUAUUAACUUGGUUCUGAACAAGUGGUCAUCCCCAUGGCAAUGGACAUAGGAAGGACAGGACAGAUCUCUGCCACUGCUCUUCUUGCUACCACCUCACAGGGUGGGGAGCUUGCUGUGAAGAUCUAAACAUUGAAGGCCUAUAGUCUGCUGUGGAAGUGUCAAUGAGCAUCAAUUGGCUAGAGCUUUGAGAGCAGCUCACCCAGCCCUACAACACUUUGCUCCUCUUUUCUAUCUCGGCAAUGUCCUAAUUUGCAUGGAAUCAACCACAGUGAAAUCCAACAUCAACAGACAAGGAAACACCCAAUCUGGGAGCUUCAGGCAGAAGCAUCCCUCCUCCUUAGCUGGGCAAAAUACAACAUCCAGCAGUUUUCAACAGCUGCUGUCAAUGUUUGGCCAAUGCCAAGUGGACCUAUUUGCCUUAGACUGGAAACAUCAUCUCCAGUCAUCAGUGGAGGCAUGGGGUGCCCUGCUCUCCGCAUGGCCACCAGGUCUUCUCUACUCCUUCUCUCCCCAUCAUUCUGAGGGUCAGAAAAUCAGAGAAGAGAAAGCAAGCGUUCUCCUCAUUACACUGUUCUGGCUUCAGCACCCUUGGUUCCCUCAAAUACUCCACCUGGCAGUCUCCCCUCCGUGACACUUUACAGAACAGAGCUCCUCUUUCAGAGCCUGAUUCUUCAUCCAGCUCUCAAGUGGCUCCAGCUGACUGUUUAGAGUUUGAACUGCAAUGCCUAACCAAGCUGGACUUACCUGCAGACCUCAUUGAUACGCUUCUACACUCCAAGAGGCCCCCACCCCCUGCUCAUAUCAAUCCACCUAGAUACCAUUUUGAUUCUUGUGUGUGUCCACAAAUCACUCCUACAAGAAACCAGAAGUUUCCACCAUCCUUUCCUCCAUCCUGUCAUGACCAUCCGCUGCCCGCCUCUCUUCCCAUUUGCUCUUGAAAACGAUUCCUUAGAGAGGCAACUCUAAAGUGUCCCCUGACCAGCCACAUAUUCCCAUUCUAGGACCUCCACAAGGUGUUUUAGAGAAGCUUCCCUUCAAACCACUGGGGAAGGUCUCCCUCAAACUUCCAUCCUUCAAGCUUGCCUCAUUAGUGGCCAUCACUUCAGCUUGCAGAUUUUCAGAAUUGCACUCCAAGAGCACUCUUGAACCUUUCACAAAGAGAGCAUUGUCAUCUGUACCGACCCAGCCUUCCUUCCUAAGGUCGAUGCUAUCUUCCACUUGCAGCAAGAACUUGAGAGAGGAGAAAAUAGUUGGCAUUCCCUGGACAUUUGCAGAACCUUAAAAGUCUGCAUUGCUCAAACCAAAAAGCUCAGGCGGACCGAAUCCCUCUUCAUGUCAAUCCACCCCCAUUUAUGCACCAUUGUUUGCUGGAUUGUGCCCAGUGUGACUUUUUUGUUGUAACGUAAGAUACCGUAUUUUUUGCUCUAUAAGACUCACAUUUUCCCUCCUAAAAAGCAAGGGGAAAUGUGUGUGCGUCUUAUGGAGCGAAUGCAGGCUGCGCAGCUAUCACAGAAGCCAGAACAGCAAGAGGGAUUGCUGCUUUCGCUGCGCAGCGAUCCCUCUUGCUGUUCUGGCUUCUGAGAUUCAGAUUUUUUCCCCCUUGUUUUCCUCCUCCAAAAACUAGGUGCGUCUCAUGGUCUGGUGCGUCUUAUAGAGCGAAAAAUACGGUACUUUCAUCAGUGACACUAAACUUAUUCAUCAGGAUAAUGGUACUGGGGGUUAUUGCAGUUUUUUAUUAUGUAUUUUGUGAUUUAUAUUCUGAUUUUAUCCUGUGAACCACCCUGAGACCUGUGUGUAUAGGGCAGUAUAUAAAUUCAAUAAAUAAUGUAAAAUAAAUAUACUUAGCAUGAUUUUGAAAAUUUUUUAGAAGAGGGAGUUAUAAUCUCUUUAGUCUUACAGAAGCUAUUUAAUAACAAUUUGUAGUAUACAUCAAGAGAUGACCUCUUUGUUGUGACACUGCUAAAUUGCCACCUGUGUUUAACUUUGUAGUGCUUUUUUGAAUAAUAGAGACUUUUUUUUUAAAAAAAAGCCACUUACCUUGUGCAUAUCUGGAAUAAAAUUCCAGACAUGUAUUUGAAUGACUAGUCUUGUUAUGUCAGUGUUGAAUCCACCCCUGCCCCCAAGCAGGCUGUGUAGAUAGGUGGGUUUCUUUCCUUGUUUGACAUCUGAGCUUCUCAAAAUGCUUCCAGAUGUAGCUGAUUGGGCCUCUGAAUCAGAACUGCUCACUGUUUCACACGGUAGCUCUAAAUUCAAGGAAGAGGAAGCACCUCUGUUUCUUUGAGGCCUGCCCUCUUGCAGUACCUGGUUUUGUCUUACUAUUGCUAUUGAGAAUGGAACAUAGAUACGUUUAUAGCAGAAGAUGGGCAGAAAGCUGCUAGGUGUUUCUUCUAAUGGGAUUUAUUAAAAGUGAUACCUAAGAAAGUCUGGGUCUGGUCACUCCCUGGAUAGGAGACCACCCGAGUGCUUCAUGCGUGCUGAUUUGAAUUACAUCUUUUAACAAAGAUAGGCUACAAAAUAAAUGAGUGGUACCUGCAACAAAAUGUUGCAGCGUGGCCCACUUAGGUUCAGGAUUUUCUGUUUCCCUUUCCACCAAGUUUUCCGAGUCCCCUACCAUCCACAACAGUGAUCCAGUCUUUUGUAACAAUGAGGCAUAUUCAAUGCCCAUUAAGCUUUUUUUGGGGUGGGUGGGUGUGUCCCCCUUUGGGUUCUUUCCCAAAGUUUCUUUCUACUUACACAAAUAUAUGAGCUCCCCCAAGCCUGGUGACGCCUCCCUCUUAUGCAUAGAUGGUGUUGUUUUCACUGCAUAAAGAAUGACUCUCUGAACAUUGAGAUCACUAUUAGUAUGUGUAUUAUAUGAUAAAUAAGUGUUUGCUGGCCCCGUGGGCCCAAAGGAAGAGAACACAACCAUUGAACUGAUACUAAAUCGUAAGCAGUCUGUAACACAUUCAUCCCCAGUGCUUUUAAAUUUCCUAUAACUUUCCUGGGGUAAGAAUGAGGUUUGGAAACAAAUACAAUUCUGCUUGUCCCAAAUUAUGCUGAGACAUUCAAGUCACUUUGAGAACCCAUUCCCCAGUGUAAGCACAGUAAUUGUGCAGCCUUCAUUUUGGUUGCAUGCAAAUAUGUUAAAAAAACCCUGAAGUCUCUUUUUAAGAGUGCUGCUUAAUGUUUUAGGUUGGGCUAAUGCCUCCAGACUGUUCAUAUUCUCUGCAUGGUUUGCACUGUGCAGCUUUAAAGAAAAUGACACCCCCCUCCAAAGAAUUUAUAACCUAACAAAUGGAUUAAAAUCAGUAGUUAGGGGCCUUUCGGGGGCUAGCCUUGGUUGCAUAUGUUUGUUCCCUUGUUCUGAUACUCUAGCUUUGACCUGCAACCCGCAUGUUGAGAAUAUGUGGAUUAGAUAGGUGGCAUUGCAUUCUGGGAAUCUCCCAACUUCCCCAAGUGAAACCUGGACAUGGCUUCCUCAGUGGUAAGAUCAGUAAAACUUGCAAGACCCCCUGAAAGAUAUUGGUUCUCUCAACUCUGAUCUUUUCCUGCAGUGUGCAGCUACAGAAGGGUGUUGGAUGUGUUCUGUGUUGCAAUACUAGUUAUUACAAUUGAAAAUACAUAGGGUUAUAUCUGAGUUCUGCAAAGAAAUUGAUGGACCUAAGUUGGUAAUGUACACUCAGCAGAACUAAGAUUAGGUGCAACAUAUGGGAUAAUAGCCUUUGUGCCUGUAAGUCUUUAGUAUCAGGGCAAACGGCCUCUAGGGGUGCAGUUUUCACCAGAAUCCUGAACUUCUCUCUCCCCAAUAUGAGGUCCUGAUCUGGAUCUGCUGCAUCGUCUAGCGGUUGCUACCUGUAAGUUUUUUGUUUUUGUUUUUUUGGGGGGAGAGAAAGAUAGAGAUAUGCAUUUGUAUGUUUCCAGUGUUACGUCAAGUGUGAUCCUUGUGUCAGUGGUUGGCGGUACGGUGUAACAAGUUGCUCCAUCUUAACGAGUCAAAAAUGAAAAGGGUUUUCUGGCUGAAGAAAGCCUGAAAAUCAACAGGUUACCUAAAACAAAUGUAAAACAGAAGUAAUAAAAUGUGCUCUGUGAUUUGCUAGUGGCAAGUUGUAAAUACAAAGCAUCGUCCUCAAACCUGCGAAAACAAUGAAGGAAUUAACAGCACGCAAGCCUUAUUUGUUGUAUUUAUUUUGCUAAAAUGUAAGUCUGCCAUACUACAAAGCAUAGCUGCUUUGUACAGGUGUUACUCUAAUAUGUAUGAUAAUGGGAAGGUAGAGGAGUUAACAGAUAGUUGUUUAGUUCAAAUAUUAGUCUACCUCUUUAUAGCAGAAAAUUGAAAUCAACUCCAUCUAUUAAAUGCUAAGAAUACAGCUAAAUGGUGAGAAUUGAUUUUGUUGCCUUCUGUGCCUAUACAAGUUCUUUCUAUUUUAUAUUGUAUCUAAACCAGAAAUUUAAAAGGACUGUAUCUGUAAAAGUGUAAUUAGCUGAGAUAUUAAUGGGCUUUCUUGCUGAGCGUGGACUUUUGCUCCUCCUUUCACAUGAACAAGCAAGGAAGCAAACCAACCAACCAACCAACAAACAAACCAGGAAGUCUUUCAUAGUUUCCGGUUUCAUCUGGGAAACUAUGGUUAACAGCUUUGGAAUAAGCUGAGCUAGUAAGGAAACUUCAACACUUGGUGUGCAUGCAAGCAACAGGUGCAUACAUGUUUCAGCUUAAAUUGAGAUGAAUUGUCCAAACUCACUAUAGUCUUCAGCUAUGUUAUUAGUGGCAGACAUAUAAUAUUGUAAGAUUCAUGUUGGAGUUGACAUGGGGUUAUCUUAUUUUAUGCUAGCAGUAAUAUUGUGUGGUAGGUCAGGCCAAGAGAAAUUUGCUGGAGGACUCCCAGGUAGCAUCAUGGCUAAGCAAAGAUUUGAACCCAGGUGCCCCCAAAGUCUAGCACUUGUUCUGCUGUGCUACACUGGUGUCAUUCUUUCCUGAUUAAGAUUUUUUAAAAGAGAAAUGUGAGAUUAUUACUGCAAGCUUACAUAAUAAGGUAUCAGAUCCAAUUAGUGAUAUCCACAUCAUAGUUUAAGACACUUGUGGCCUUAAAUUCCUCUGCAGACUGCUUGGGCAUUUAAAUUUUGUGGGUUUUUUUUCAGACUUGCCUAGACAGAGAUCUAAUUUUUCCAAUGUAGUAUUACUGCACUAAGACUUCUUUGUAUUUUUGAGCCUUACGUUCAAAAACUUGUUGGGAUCUUGCAAGGAGUUGCCAACAUUGACCUCAUCAUGCAUCCUAAAUAACAGUGUGUUUGCCAAGCGUUGUGGAAAAAAAUGUCGCUGCCAGCAAUAUUUUGGUCUUAUCGCCACUUUCAGUUUUUUCUGUGUUUUAGGUGUUCUACUAAAUCUUUGGUGUUCCUGUCAGUUAGGAAUUAAAGGGUACAAUAAUGUUUAAGAGAUUCUUGGUAAAACCCUCCCCAUUUAUAAAGUAAUCAGAGGGUAUACACAGAAUGUCCUUUGAAAGAUUGUGACUUCUAGGCUUUUGAAUAAGUGGGCAGAAUUAUUUUUUAAAGUGUUGGUUGUGCCAAGUCUGAAGCCAAUGUUUGCCCUUACCUAUUCCUUCUUAUUUAGCAGGCACUGAGGAAGUGAAUCAGUAUGUAUGAAUGGGAUGCAGUAAUUUCCAAAAAGUCUGAAAUAAGAGCAUUGGAAACUAUAGCUUGACCUUCAAGAACACUUUCCAUUUUGAUUCCUUGCCCCCUACUCCUUGAAUGCCCUUUGUAUCUGUAACAGAACCUGUUUAGAUUGCAGGAAGUUCUAGGGUCACUUCUAAGGUGUGGUCUCCCAGUACAUGUGGGAUUUUAGCCGGGCUUGUUGGACUCACCAUUGACCUACAUGACUGACAGGGUAAACCAUGUGUUCGAAAACCUAUCUGAUAGUGUUUUGCAUGUGUAGUGAUUUUUAAGAAAGUUACUCUGUCACGAUGUUCUAAUUGAAUGAUCGUCUGAUAAGUUUCCAGAGAACCUGUGGGGUUUCUCAGCACGCAGUUUGAAAACUAGUCUGAAAGUUGAUUAUUAUUUUUUUAAGAGGAGGGAAAUAUUUAAAGAGGAGCUUUUGUUAUUUGAAUUAAAAACUGUUACAUGACAGCCAGGACAAAGAUCAUGCAUAACGAAGCUGGAUUGUAUGGAUGGUAAAUUCAGCUUCUGUACCAGCUAUUAUCUUAAAGAUGUGUGCUAUUCAAUUCAUUGUAAAAAUGCUAGCGACAUUUAUUUUUGAGAUGCAAAGUAGAUGGGAAAAGCAUUUGCUAUGGAGCAGUUUUAUUGCCACUAUUCAACAAAGGGCAAAGACCUAUAAGAACAGUUCUGUAGAAAAGCUUUGCUUCUGGUUUAAGAGUUAAAAGGGCAAAAUAUUGAUGUUUCCCUUAUUCUGAACGAUUUCCACAGCUUAAAAACUCCUGGAGAGAGAAAAAGCAUAAAACUGACAUUUAAAGAAGUAAGAUGAUUUACACUAUGUCCAAAACUUUGGGUUAGGAAACAGUUUUAAUUUAUUUAUUUUUUAAGUAACUUGUCUGUUAAAAAGUGUUUUCCUUUUGAUGCUGUUUCCCAAUUGGAUAGACUCCUUCAGCGUUUCUAGGUUAAAAAUAUUUGCAUUUUUGGUUUUGUUUUAAUAAGGAUCUGUAGAGAAGCUUUUUUGUUCUUUGUAGCUAGCUGGUUUUUUAUAUCGAUCAGAAUGCUUUCACAUUUGAUUCUGAUCUCAGACCUACAUGAAUAGAAGCAGCGAUGUUGAGAGAAAAUGACAGGCUACAAAAUGUAGUCAAUUUUCUUUCUUUUAAAUGAGUCCUAAUCUUCUCUUACACUCUGCUCCUGGGAAAUGCGCAUUUGACAAAAAGGAUUUUUAAAGGGAAUUUUGGUUUUUGAUUUUGAUUUUUUUAUUAUUAAAAAAAGAUAGUAAAUGAGUAAUAUAUAUAUAUAUGGGGGGAAUUAUUUUAUCUGUGACUGUCUUUUCCAUUGGUUUACAGCUGGUGAGUUGGGUUGCAGCCUCACCUAAGUGGGUCACAGCAGAAGCACUACUGCUAUACAGUUGUAUGUUAUAUACAGUUAUAUGGUUUUAAAAAAGAAAGAAAGGAAAGAAAUGGGUCCCCAAAUUAAUGUUAGGGCUAAAGGUGGGUUGUGGGUCUGAAAAGAUUGGAAAUCACUUGUCAGGCAAGUGUUGAUUUCAUUGAUUCAUGAGCAUUCAUGUGUGAACUUGCCCUCAGAAGGUUGACCACUUAAAGCAGAGCUUUCCAAACUGUGUGUCGCGACAUGUUAGAGUGUCGGCUGCAAUGUGUUGGUGUGUAUCGCACAAACGCUCCCCACGCUUCUCCUGGGGCUAGAAAGGGGUUAGUUUAACCUCCAGUUUGCUAGUAAAACUGAAUUACUGUGUUGCGCAAUGAUGCAAAACUGAAUUACUGUGUCGCGAAAUGAUGCAUGUCUAAAAAGCGUGUCACCAACAUGAAAAGUUGGUAAAGCUCUGACUUAAAGAGUAUUUUCAUGUCACAUAAUGGACUUGAAUGUAUGAGGACAUAAUAGGCCACCCCUUAGUUUAACUCCUUAAUCCUCAUCUUUCCCUACAUGAACCAUGCAAAUGUAACUUCAGGGGCACACAUUUCCCCCCUGCUUACAUAUUUCUGUGGUCUGACACUGUAACAACAAAAACAACUUGUUAGUCGCUUGUCACCCAAAGGUUUCCAAGCAACUUACCUCAAAGAAAAAUAUACAAUAUAUAAUAGCAGAGGGGAAAGGGGGGGAUUCAUAUAACACAUUAAUAUUUCAAAAAACAUAACAUCAGUGGAAAAACAACAACAACAAAACAUACCAGCCAUAUAAAUAGAUGGUAAAGUCCUUUGUCCUGCCCUGUAAAUUCCUGUGUAAGCUAAUGAUGCUAUGGAAAUAAAACCAAAGAGGAAGGUUAUAUUCAAAAAUAUUUCAUUGUGUCGUAUUUUUAUAAAGGUCAUUCAUAUUUUUGUACAGGUCACUUGAAAGUGUUGUGAUUUGAAACAAUGGAUGAGCAAUCUCAAGGCAUGCCAGGCCCUCCUGUUCCUCAAUUUCAGCCACAGGUAGGACAUUGCAUUAGUUGCUCAGACUAGGUAGGAAGGGGUACAUUAAUUCAGAAUUUAAAAGCCCAGAGAACUUACUCUGACUUACAUUUUGCCGAUGUUAUUCUGUUCAUUUCCAUUACAUACUGUAGCCCUAGAAUGGUGCUAUGGAUUUUUUUUCUUUCCUUUUUUUUUUUUUUACUGUUGCAACUUGGACUCCAGUUUGUUUGUUUGUUUGUAACUAUACUAUGUUUAAGGUGAAUCACAAAUCAGUUCUUGUAGAAACACUAACGCAAUAAGCACUAGUCUAGCUUCAACAACAAUAGAAAAACCUUUUUCAAAACUACAUUUCUCCUCUUUACCCUGAAGGUAAGCUGGAUUUUGAAAAGCCCUGUGGUGGCAGUUGUUGUAAAGGUAAAGGUAAAGGGACCCCUGACCAUUAGGUCCAGUCGUGACCGACUCUGGGGUUGUGGCGCUCAUCUCGCUUUAUUGGCCGAGGGAGCCGACGUUUGUCCGCAGACAGCUUCCGGGUCAUGUGGCCAGCAUGACUAAGCCACUUCUGGUGAACCAGAGCAGCGCACGGAAACGCCGUUUACCUUCCCGCUGGAGCGGUACCUAUUUAUCUACUUGCACUUUGAUGUGCUUUUGAACUGCUAGGUUGGCAGGAGCAGGGACUGAGCAACGGGAGCUCACCCCGUCGCGGGGAUUCGAACCGCCAACCUUCUGAUUGGCAAGUCCUAGGCUCUGUGGUUUAACCCACAGCGCCACUCACGUCCCCACCCAGUUGUUGAGGGACGACCAAUUUAUCUCAGAUGGAAGUCAUGAAGCUAGAGCUCCUCUCUGUGAUGCUCUGUCUUGUCCCCUCAGGGCAAUAUGGUUCUUGGGUAACCCUUUGGUGGUGACUGAAAUUGGUAGAGAGGCCACCAGUAGGAGCUUUAGGAGUUAGUUGGUGGACAGCUCUGUAAGAACAUCCCUUAAAAUUCGAAGCGCAGAUGUGCCAGUACAACUCAAAUUUCUGUAUCAUAUAAUCUUUUUGUGUAGCUCCAUGGGAAUGCUAAUAUCAAAUAGUGACCUGAGAGAGAAUGCAGUUUGCUAAAUCAUAAUUGCGUCAGUGCAAAUUAUGUAUUCAGAAGUAAACGAAGAAACAGUAGCAGAACAAAGUUUCUUCUUGGAUUUCGAAAAGCAUACCAAGAAUGAGUUUGUGUAACCCUGUUUUUCAGCGGAGUGUCGGGACAGCAGCGAAAAACAGUCUAAUUAAAAGGAUGAAAUGUUUUUCUGAUACAUAACAAGUUUUAAGUUACAAACGGGGAGUGGGAAAGUUGUUAACAUUCACAGAUUUCAGCACAGCUGUUGCUUUGGAAUUUGAGCCUAUUUACACCUCAGGUGGUAGUCAUGUUCCGCUGCUAUACACCAGUGGUUUGUCGCCCAUACACUAAAAAGUGUGAUGGGGAGAUGUAUGCUUUCAAAGAUGAUGUGCACUUUUUUUUGGCCAGUCAUGACUGUCUGAUGUACGUCCACACACUGUGUUUGUAUGUGCACAUCUUCACUUUGAGGAUACCAAAAUACCAGUUGAAGGUACUGUCAUAACCAGGAUUUCUAAACACCCUUGUUUCUAGACCUGGUUACAAGGGAACCCACCCAGGCUAGCAUUAACCAUAAUUCACAUUGGUGUAGGUGUCCAAUCCUGAAAUAAUUUGAACACUGAAAUUAAUAGCUUUGUGAGUAGGUGAAUGCUUUUAGUUUUGAACUGCUUUAGAAGUUUUAACUGCAUUAUUUUUGCAUGGACAUGUUGCUGCCCUGGGCUCCUUUGAUGGAAGGUGAGGGAUAUAUGUUUAAUAAACAACAAAAUAAAAUAAAUAAAUAAUCCAAAGCAUGUUCCUGUGACUGCCUUCUGAUUUGCAAACUGCGGUUUGCAAGGAGCCAGCACUGGGUCUGCCCAGAACAUGGGAGAGAAUGGUUAGGGCCCCGAUAAUCUAGCUCAAUAGAUGGAUUAUGUUAUGCCAAAAGCAACACCCCAGCUGAGAUGUAGAAGUUGUUGCCACUCCUUUUCUUUUUAAUGUGCUGGUCUAAGAUGCAGUGUGAUCUUUACCAAAAUGUAUGUAAUAUGUUCUCUGACCAACUGAUGCUCCCAUUAUGCAUGAGUUUAUUGCUUUCCCAAAUUGCAUAGUGGCUGGGAGGGAGGCCCGGGUGAUAGUUGGGAGAUGUGCAGCUAUGUUCCUUCUCAUGUCAGGUCUCCACGUCUAAAUUGUAUGACAAGACAAGGGAGCAGAUGAGACAAGCUGUCAGUCAGCCACACUGCCCUUUGAAGAAAGGCCAUUGGGGCUGGGGAGGCAGGGGGGGAGGUGCUGCAAAUGGGCUGUGAAGUUUACAUACACUGCCCACUGUUAAACAGAUUACCUCUAAUGAAGUGUCUAAUGCUCAGGCCAUAUCAGUCUAAUCCUCGGUGGCAGUUCAUCCCUCAACUGCCAAAAAAACACCGCCCUCUGGCCCGCUCUCGCCACUCUGGCCGCCAAACACAGGGAGGUGCCCAGUCUUAAUAAAGCCAGACAGUGUGUGAUCUGACAUGCAAAUGUAGGUCAUUGCAUAUGUAAAUGUGUGAUUACAAACCUGCAUGCCAAAACACAUUAGUGAGACUUUGCUCUCAGCAUGCGGUUGUCACACUGCCUUAGUAGUUCACGCUAAUGUUUGUCAAGUUACUGCGCAGACAGAGGAUGCAAUUCCCAAUUCAAAUUUUGAAAUAUAUGCUGGUUAAACAACCACAAACCCCGUAGCUUAAUGAAGCCACUUCCUGGUUCUCUGCAACGUGAACAUUUGAAUAAUAAGAGAGAACUCCACCAAGUUUCUCUGUUUUUACUCUAAAUGCUGCAGAUAACCUCAUUAAAUCUGCAUAGGCUUCACUUUGAAUAUACAUAGCUGAAUUGCUGCAAUACCAUCACUAUCGAAGCAGCAACGUAUUUGGAUGUAGGUGCUUCUAAGGAACAAUAAUUUAUUUUUGAUUGUGUAACUGAGCAUCGGGGAGGCAAAAGCCCUAGAAUCAUUUCUAACACCCGCUGCAGUUCAAAGAAGACUAAUUGAGUACUUGCAGCAUUUAGAAUUGCUGCUGUUUUUGCUUUUAAAUUGAAAUGCAAGGGCACAAAAUGACAAAAUUGUUGCCGUCCUUCAUUUUGUUACUGUUUUUGUUUGGAUGCUGCAUGUCACAAGAGUAUGCAAAACUUUGAAAUAUAAAAUGCUUGGGAUACAGAACAGAGAACAACCUGGAGUAUCACCGACUCUCGGUUUUCUCUCUUACAAUCUUUGCUGUCUCCUCCAAAAACAGGAGAAGCCAGUUACAGGUAUAUAUUCUACAUCAAAUGGAGCAUAUCCAACUUCAGAAUACAAACAGUUAAAUAUAAUCAAGAACUGUGGAUCUUAGAACUCUGCAUUUCUGCAUCAAUUUCCAGAUCUCUAAGGCAAUCUGUUAACGGUUGCUCAGUUUCCAUAUCUCAGUAGCAGAUAAAGCAUUGGUCACAGAUAACAUUGCAGGUGCAUGCCUUCAAUGCAGACAGAACUUGCUCUGAUUCCAGGCCAGUACUAAUCCAUCUUCUUCAACUACAAUUUUCAGAAGUAAUUUGGCCUGGGUUUCCCAUCCUUUUCUCCUCAUCUGUACUGGACACUAGGAAGUUUUCUCAUACCUCUUGGCUAGAAUGUCCACUUACGCCUAGGAACUAUGUAGACACUGUUAAAUUGGCUGACACUCAGAAGCACAUACAUGAUCAUGUUUCUCUUGAAAAUCCACAACUAUACAUGUAUAUUUUAACAAUAUGAGGACUAGACCUGAAUCCUUAAAAGGAAUACUUACGAUAUCAGGUGAAAUGGGAACAAACAGUGUUAUUGAUCACAACUUAUCACCCUAGUCUGACUUGUCAGAGGACUUGUCGACAGUAGGGGAAGGACUGUAGGUCUAAGUGCCACUGACAGGAACUCUUAUCUGCAAUCCUAUGCCCACUUACCUGGAGAUAGGCCCCACUGAACUCACUGGGAUGUAUAUCUAAGUAAGCAUGUAUAGGGUUGGAUGUAAUUUUCAUUUAUUUUUGUCAAUUGCAUUUGUGUAUAAAUAUUAAUAUUCAUUUAUAUUCCUUUUUACAAAAAGUACACAAGGUACCUUUACAUAAAACCUAAUUAGAAUGUGACCCAGAAAGUAAACAAUAGAAACAACAGUUUAAUAUGAAGGCAGAUAAAACCAUGAUUUUAAAAAGCCCCACAAAUAAAACUGUCCUCAGUCCUCACCUGGGAACAGUAUCAAUCUCUCUUGACAGACUGAAAAGGCCUUCUUCUGAGUGCACCUACCUAAUCUUGAAGGUAUUGGUUAGGAACAUUUUGGGAGGAUUGGAACCUAAAACCAUUUAAGGGUUUGAAGUUCAAAGUCAGGACCUUGGGUUGAAUCUAGAAGAAAACUGCCAACCAGUGACAGUGCAGUGUUGACACACAAACACUUGGUGAUGUGGUGGAGCUAGGAAAGGGUUAGUUCUCAGUUUUCAAACCCAGUAACUUAGAAUCCAUUCCAAACUGGAUGCAUACUGACUUUCCAGGGUUAGGAACCUAGGCAGUUCCAAAGCAAACAUAAGGAAACUCAGAACAAAUACACCCAUAUAGUUUUUCGAACACUGUGACUGAGUACUGCUUAUUUCUGCCAGUGCACACAUACUUGCCUUUUUAAAGCCUCUGUACUUUGUGCAGCCAAUCUCACAUUCAUGUUCUUAAAGCUAAUGGUAUAAGCAACUGGCUGUUGGGAGGGGGGAAAGUAUGAUUGCACAUACUCCUCCAGUAUGUAAAGUAUACCUUAUGUUUUCUUGUAUCCUUGACUGCAGAAAGCCUUACGACCCGACAUGGGCUACAAUACUUUAGCAAACUUCCGAAUAGAAAAGAAGAUUGGCCGUGGACAGUUUAGUGAAGUUUACAGAGCCACAUGUUUGUUGGACGGUGUGCCAGUAGCUUUAAAAAAAGUGCAGGUAAGGAUGUCUUGAGCAAUGCAAUGAGAAACUUGGCUACUGCUUUUGGUAAGGUUGCUUAAUGUCGUUUUAUAUAUAAGUCAAUAGGUAACCAUUGUUUUAGAACCUUUGUGGGGUUUUUUACUUUAUUUUUGCAUUUUUCAUUUCACAAACCAUAACAAAAAAGAAACAAAAUACAGACAUCAUAUCCCCUUUGACUUCUCUGCCCCCCUUUUGUGGAUCCUUAUAUUUUCAUUUUCAUUCUGCCUCUUAUCACUAAGUCCACUGCUGAUUCUAAAACAAUUGGAGUUAGCAUUGUUUUAGAACCUUUCUAAUUGUUGAAAUACCAUUUUAUAAAAACAAUAAUCAUAAUUGUUUAUUUUUAUACUACUUUUCCACAGUACACUAUGCUCAAAGCAGAUCACAACAUCAAAAUGAUUACAUAAUUCACAAGUCAUAACAAAAUAUAAAUAAUCACAUAAGAAAUUGGUUACUCUCAUAUUAAUAAAAGUACAAUAAAAUUGUACAAUUCACUGAUAACAAUUCUUAAUAAGAUCUAUCAAUAAAAAUACAAGAACAUAACUUACGCAUCUGCAAAACUAAAUUUUGACUCCGAGCAACAGCAACAACCCCCACUCUGAUGCUCUCUAGGUAGCAGCAACUUUCAUAGCUGGAGUCAUUCUGUGUCCUGUGCUCUCAGGCCAGGUGAAGAUGGUCCAAACUGAGGACAGGGACCAGUUCACACAGGACUUUCAUCCACCAUCCACUACCCAGAGAUCUACCCAGGCAGCAAAGUCUCUUACUUCCAAGCCUUUGGCUGAUGGUACCUGUACCUAACAUUCACCAGCCACAACUUUUGUGGCAGUUCUUGCCUUGAAGAAGCCUAGCAUCAGCAUGUGGCACCUGCAGGCAACUGUGGUAUCAGGAUUCUGUCAGGGCUUAUUGCUGCACUGACACCUGUCCUGAGGCUGCUGAGGCACCAUUUAAAUUUUCCACAAUGGCCCCCGGGUCACCCCAGGGCAUUGUGGGAAAUAUAAAUGGUGACUCUAGGCCGCCUAGCAUGGAUUGCUGCACUGCGGCUGCUGUCUUCACCAGAUAUCCUUCAAAGAUAUCCUUCGAAACCUGCAGCCAAGUCCUGAGUAGGAAUAGGUGGCUAUGAUGCUAUGCAAUGGGUAAAUGGAAGAAAGAUCUAACAUUUUUGUAACAGACAUAGGAUUCAAAAUAUCUUGGCUCUCUGAUUAUUGUGCAAUGAACUUUAGACAUCAAAAAAUGUUUCAGACGAGCCUUUAAAAAAAAUAGGAUGACAAGGCUGGCUGUACUGCUUCUGCCGCUGCCACCUAAGGAUUUAUGAAUGCUUUUCUAACCCUGAAUACAAUAGCACCACCUCUGUCCUCUUCAUGUGGCAUUGUGAAGCUGUAAGUUUAAGGUGCCAGGUUUUAAGGGCUGUGCAUGUGUUCCCUUCUCUUCCCUGCCUCUAACUGCAGUCUCUGUGUGCUGUUUUUAAAAGAAUGAGCUUCAUUCCAGAGCAGAAGAUUUUGAACUGCUAGCUUGUAUUAGCGAAAUGCAUUAAAAAGAAGUACAAAUGUUAAAGAGAUGCAUUCAAAAGAGAUGUGCAACUUUUUUUAAAAGUAAAGCCAGUCCAUUGACUCUCGUCAGAAACCCUACUGUGCCAAAUGUUAGUACCAAGGCCAUUAAAACAUAAGAGGCUCUUCUUUGCGGAGUAUUAUCUAUGCACAGUCUACAGUAUGGGACCUUCUUGAACAGAUUUCCCAGUCUGAUUGCCCCCAGAUGGUUAGAACUGCAAUCCCCACUAUUGGCCAUGCUAGCUGUGGUUGAUGUAAGUUGUACUGCAGGACACCUGAAGUUUACUAGGUUGGGCAAGGCUGUUCUAGAGCAAUAAGUUUCUUCACUUGAAUGGGAGACAUUGACCUUACUUGAGCGUAAGAAGGGCUAGCAAGCCCCUUCCUGCUCUCUCCAAACUUGCCGUGAGUGCAGCAAUGAAGGGGAUCUCUCUUGUCUGUGUUGUUGCAAGGUCUCCUUGCAAGGUUUUCCUUGUUAGAUUGGAUUGUUUUCCUUAAUGUUGUUAAAGUAUUGCAAGUAUUGCUUCAUUUUUUUCUGUGGGUUAUUUCUCUCUCCCAAGUCCUAUGCACUGUGUUACAAUGAGUAACUUUUGAAAAGUGCCUUCACAACAGUGGAAAGUCCCGACUCGUUAUCUGUAUUAGUGAGUCAUUUCCUAGUCCUUCUGCUGUCCUGUGCAAAUCCACCCUGUUACAAGGCACCCGGGGCUAGCUUGUGAUGCUUGCUCCCAUACUGCCGUAUAUCUUAAUGAAAUUUGGGUGGAGUGGCUCUUGCACCCCAUCCUAAAUACUUUACAGGGCCAAUUAUGAUUAGGAUUAAAUGCUGUCUUUUAUUUAACAACGACAUUUCAAAAUUUACAUUGCAUUAUAUUACUUGCUAGCAUGCUUUCUGCCUGGAAGUCCGUGGGGCAUUAAAGUAAUUCGGAUUCCUAAACUUUUUUUGGCCAUGUUAAUGUUUCAAAGCGCCCAUCUUUUAAAAAGUUACCUAGCAGAAUAUAAGCUCUUUUGUUAUAUGGAAAUGCCAGAGGGUGCGAGGGUCAGCAGAGAAGGAAGCAGGAUAGUGUUAAAUUGCAGCAUAAAUGUCAAAAGAAGUGUAUCUAAAUGAAGACUGUAGUUUGUGUGUGUGUUUGUUACUGUACUAUUUUUAAACUUGAGAAUUUAAUAGGUUUUUGAAUUGCCCAGCAACAGUAACUAUUUUGUUGUUGUUGUUAUUUUAAGAAUGCAUGCAAUUAUGGAACUUCUGGCUAGCCUGGUCUACAUGGGAGUUAGGGUGAAAUGUUUUGCUAGAAUUCUUUCCAGAAGCUCCAUUGCAUUUUGUGCCCUAAGUAGUUCCAUGCAUUUCCCCUUUCAUUUCAACUCUUAAUACCUUGUGUUAGAAGAUCAUAAAAGGAUUCUUUUUAUCUGGCACAUGGAUUAAUUAUUCAUUGUGCGUUGUCAGCGAAUUGCUUCUUCAGGAUUAAAUUAGAACUAAUUAAUCUUAAGGAAGAAAGUUCUAUUUUAUGCUAUAAAAAAACUAUGGCCAUUUUACUUUCCUGGUUGGUAAUCAUUUUAUUGCUUUUGCAUUUGUAGGGAAUUCUAUUUGUUUGUUUUGCCAAAGCUCUUUAUGGUUCUGCAGGUUGUGGUUUAUUAAAUACGCUAUAUUGAAAACAUUUAGUUCUACGAUUCAAAAGAGACUACUUUUUCAAAGAUCGGAGUGCUGUUCAUACAUUCUGAAUAAAAAAGUCUAUUUGCUCUCUGAGAUCAAACACCAAUGGUCUUAAGAGCAGUAUUACAUUUUGCAGGGGGAAAAGCUUGUAGCUGGAGUGUUUCAAAAGAAGCAUCCUUUUGAAUUAACUGACUUAUUUUAUAGACUUCAAAAGUCUAGUUGUUGGACUGAGAGAAAUAAAUGCCGAAUAAAUUCAGAAAUGAGAAUUUAAUGGGGGGAGACUUACUUUUUUAAGAGGGCUAGUCCAUCUUUCUGCUCCCUUCUGCUUGGUUCUUCAUCUUAAUCCCAUUACUGCUCCCAGCUUUAGCACCACCUCUAAGGAUCAUCACCCCAUCUGCAACAUGUAAAUGGCCACCUCACCAUGCUGAUUUUUUGCCUUUGGCUUAAGGCCCCAUGAAAAAACAAAAACAAAACAUGAACCCAUCUUCUAAUUCCCUGUUUGCGUCUCCCUCUGAGGCUUUUUGGUGUCCUCUUCAGCAACUUUCUAUGCUCCUUUAAUAUAUCUCUUCUAUCUCUAUCCCAUUGCCACAAUUUCUUCACAUUUUCCAGAUAGAAAGCUGUGCUGCGUUUGCCAAUUAACUGCUGGUGCAGUAGAUAGAUGCACAUGAAUUCAAUGGAUUAGGUCUGACUUGAUGGCUGGCUGUGUAAUGAACAAGUCCCAAAACUUGAAGAUGUGUCUGGGUUCCUUGGAUGUGCUAGACUGGAGCAUGGCUGGGAAACCUGUGGCCCUCCAGAUGUUUCUGGAUUACAGCUCCCUUCAGCCCCAGAGAACAUGACCAGUAAUGACUGGCAAACAUGUUCCUGGUUUAAGAAAGAUCUUUUGUUUCUCUUUUUAUAAGUUCUAUGUGUAGCAGCGGGGUAUGUGGGGAGGAUUUGGGAAGUUCUGAAAGCCUUCUUCGCAUUGGGCUGUAGCUCCUAAGAGGUUUGUUUGGUGCCAGUGUUGAUGUCAUUUUGGUGCUGGAUAAAGAGCAGGAUUUUUAGCUUUUUAAACAUUUUACAAAGUUUAGACCAUGUUUAGCUUUACAGUCUACAAAAGAUUUAAAUAUUCCAAUCCAGAAAACUGCACUUGUCAUUCAGAUUCCCUACAUUCUGCAGACCCAUACCUAAUCUCCUCCAUGCCUCCAUGGAAAACCAUACCCUUUUCCAGUCUAGCAAGAUGUCCACAUUCCUCAGGCUUUACCCUGGUCUCACACUGAAAAUACUUCUUUUGUGCAAAUCAAUUCAUUCCUCUGUAUAAGCCAGGCUUCCUCAACCUCAGCCCUCCAGAUGUUUUUGGCCUACAACUCCCAUGAUUCAUAGCUAGCAGGACCACUGUUCAGGGAAGAUGGGAAUUGUAGUCUCAAAACAUCUGGAGGGCCGAGGUUGAGGGAGCCUGGUAUAAGCCUUCCUCUUUUGUGAGGAAAAUCUUUGUCUGUUUUUCUAUCCAGGAAAAAUACUAGAUUUCCCUCCCUAAAUCAUAUUUUUUUAAAAAUGAAAAUAAAUGAAAAACACUUUUUUAAAAGUCCCAUGUAGCUAUGGAAGAUUUCUGAAACCCUUUCACCCCAAGUUUUUUUUUUAAUGAACCUUUGGGGGCUCUAACACUUUGUAGUUAGAGUGGGAAAUUGAUUUCAAGGUUCUUUUAGAAGUAUUUGUCGGUAAGCUUUAAGCAUCGUGUAGUAUAUGCAAGUACAUGGACUUCUGAACAGAAUAGUAAGAUUGCCUUAAUUUUUUGUUAGGUGUUUUCAAAUCAUUUAAUAGUUUAUUGGACAGUUGUUUUCAGCUAAUAAAAAUGACAAAGAUUGGGUAUUAGCUUAGUCAUUACAAAUGUCCUUGAAAUGAUUUAGUCUUAGAGUUUUGUUGGAUGCAGAGGCUAUGAUAUUUGCAGUUUUUUCCUGCAAUGUACAGGUAACAAAGAAAUGUUAAACUUGUAAUUCAUCAGUGUUUGUAUAUUGAUAACACAUUGUCUUGAGAAAUGUAAAAUGUAAAAACAUCCUUGUUGUUCCCUCUUGUUAGUACAUGGCUAUUUGGUCAUGUCUGGAUGAUAUCAGCAUAAUCAACUGAGAUAUGAACGACCCUUGUACCCUGCAUAUAGCCUUUUUGCUUCUUCGUUUGGGUGAGCAAGCAAACAAGCCAGGAAAUAUUCAGUUAACUAUUGUUAACCUUACUUUCCCAAAUUGUCUAUAAUAGAAAAUGAAUUUGGAACAUGUCAGGAUGUGAAACCAUGGUUUGAAUCUGGCUGAUAUCCUGGGAUUAUUCCAAAGCCAUUAACCAUGGUUUCCCAAUUUGGAUGCAAUGGGAAAUUGUAGGUAACCGAAUAUUUCCUGCCUUGUUUGAUUCAUGUGAAAGAAGGAGUGAUGUGGCUGCAUGUGGACUGCAAAGAGGUUUGUUCAUAUGCUAUCUUAUUAAGUCAUGAUAUGUAUGUCUGCAGCUUUAGGGAAACAUUAAGUGUGCACGUUAAGUGGAAUAUACAGUGGUACCUCGGGUUACAUACACUUCAGGUUACAGGCGCUUCAGGUUACAGACUCCGCUAACCCAGAAAUAUUACCUCGGGUUAAGAACUGCUUCAGGAUGAGAACAGAAAUUGUGCAGCGGCGGCGCAGCGGGAGGCCCCAUUAGCUAAAGUGGUGCUUCAGGUUAAGAACAGUUUCAGGUUAAGAACAGACCUCAAGAACGAAUUAAGUUCUUAACCCGAGGUACCACUGUACAAGUUUGUUUUAAGGGUACUAAUGAUUACAAAACCUCAUGUGGAAGAAAAAAUCAGGUAUUGAGUAGUACAACUUCCAGUUUAAGGCUAUUUAAUGUCACCACCCCACCAAUGUUAUUGUCUUCCUUUGAGGGAAAAGUAAAUUGUUCUGUAUAAAUAAACAACAAAUAUCUUCCAUUAGCAUGGAAGUUCCUUUGCUUCUAGUUGUUGAUUAGCCAACGAGAAUGGAUGUAUUUGUCAUAAAUUUGCUAGGCUGCGAUAGUUGGGGAUUGUUCAGGGGAAAUGGGGAACCCGACCUUAUUAAUACUGUGUUAAUGGGCUCUUCCAUAGUAAAACACAAACAAAGACCAACUCUUAAAUAGUACUCUGGGCUUCUGGAAUUCUCCCUAAGGCAAUCAAUUUAAUCAGUACCAGGUGCUGUGUGUUGCUUGGACAAACUUGAAAGAAUAUCCUUUAUAAAAUAACUUCUUAUUCCCCCCCACACACUAUGUAAACAUUUUAGUACUGUUCCUUCUCCUGCCCUUAAGACUAUAUAACCAUUUCUUACUGGGGAAAGAUUUGGUAAAGAUCAUGUCCAUCACAAAACUUAAAUCUAACAAGAAAAAACGAUUGCAAGAGAAGUGUGGACUUGACUUUGGAAUGGAUCAGUCUCACAUAGUAUCUUUAGGCCACGGGGACAUAAUUUCAGAUUCUCUUGAAAAAAUAGUGUUACACAACAAUGUAUGUAAGCUGUGGUAAACAGCAUCCCUUGAUGACUCUGUUUUGGGGUAAUUUUCCGUUUUCUGCUUUAUAGUAGCAACACCCCCCCCCCCCAUUUUAGAUAUCAAAUUGUUUUAUGUGCCCUAUGGGAACAUAGUUGCUCACUUUGCUAAUGGUGUGUUGUUCAAAAUAUUAAAUUUGUCACAGUGUAGUUACAGUUCAGUGAAGCUUUUAUUUGUGUAGUACAGCUUGUCCACACACAGAGAGGGGGAUUUUCACUUUUCCCUCUGAAACAGCAACUCCACUCCUCUGUACUGAAAACUUCUUUUGAAUCCCCUAUGAACUUAUAGGGACCCCUGACCAUUACGUCCAGUCGUGAACGACUCUGGGGUUGCAGCGCUCAUCUCGCUUUACUGGCCGAGGGAGCUGGUGUUUGUCCGCAGACAGUUUUUCCGGGUCAUGUGGCCAGCAUGACUAAGCCGCUUCUGGCGAACUUAAAAUGAACUAUAUUAUGUAACUUGAGAGGAGAGGAGAUAAAAGCCCUACUGAAUUGGUGAGUUAGCUUUACGCUUCUCUGAAUUGUGGCCAUAGUCUCUUCAACACUCGUUACCAAGUACAGUGGUGCCUCGCAAGACGAAAUUAAUCCGUUCCGCGAGUGUCUUCGUCUAGCGGUUUUUUCGUCUUGCGAAGCAACCCUAUUAGCGGCUUAGCGGCUUAGCUGCUAAAAGGCUAUUAGCGGCUUAGCGGCUUAGAAAAAGGGGGGGGGAGCGAAAAAAAAUCUCAAGACUCGCAAGACUUUUUCGUCUAGCGAAGCAAGCCCAUAGGGAAAUUCGUCCUGCGAAGCAACUCAAAAACGGAAAAACCUUUCGUCUAGCGGGUUUUCCGUCUUGCGAGGCAUUCGUCUUGCGGAGCACCACUGUAAUAGUAUCUUCAUGACACCAUCAAGCUCUCUUCAGAACUAUUCACUUUUCAGAAACAAAUGUUUCCUUGUGGUGAUAUUUCAUAAAGGGGGCUAUGUUCUCCUGCUGGCUCCAACAAAUUGCAUGUACGAAUUGGAGCUUGAGUGAUGUUGACUGCGGGCACAAUCCAGAGCUGUUGAAAUCAUUGGAGGAAAGUAUACAGUGGGUUGCAUCCAGUACAAUUGCUUUGUGGACAGAAGGAGAGUUUUGCUCAUGGAAGGGCCCUGCGAGUGCUAGCCAUGAGUAGCAGUCUGAGACAGGACCCAGAAGCUGUUGGACAAGUUAAAAGUCAGGACUGAAGAGCAAGUCUAGAAGAGCACAAAUGAAGAGCAAGCAUACAGGAACAUGCCAGAGCUUAGGAAGACCGUGUUGCUCAAUCAAGGCUCAGCAGGAACAGGAAGCCCUGUUUGUUUGUUCCUGCCCAGAAAGAUCCAAUGGCGUAUCUCGGAGGGUGGAGUCAUUCUACCAUGUGUAAUUUAGUGGUUCACCACAUAGAUGAGUGUCACACAGAUCCAGCAGCUCCUGACAAUACCGUAUUUUUCGCACCAUAGGACGCACUUUUUCCCUCCUAAAAAGCAAGGGAAAAUGUGUGUGCGUCCUAUGGAGCGAAUGCAGGGGGGAGGCAGGCGGGAAAAGCCCUCAAGAGCCGCACACAAGCUUCGUGCGCUCUUGCGGGCUUUUCUCCAGGAGGGAGAAGGGACUGACUGACCGUAUCAGUCCCUUCUCCCUCCUGGGGGAAAAGCCCCCAAGAGCGGUGCCCUCUUUAAAGGCUGUGUGGCUCCUGCAGGCUUUUCUACGAGGUGGGGGAAUCCCCCCCACCUCCCAGAAAAGCCAGGAGAAGCCGCGCAGCCCCUUUAAAGAGCGUGCGGCUUCUGCGGGAGGUGGGGGAAGCUGCAACAGAUUCCCUCCUCCCGGGCUCCCUUUGAAGCGGCAAUGUGGGAGGGAAGCAGCUUACACUCGUGUAAGCUGCUCCUCUCCCACUUUCCUGCUUUAAAGCAACUACGGAGGAGGGAAGGAAGGGGACCAGGGAUCCUCCGCUGCUCACGGCUGCAGCGGAUUCCCUCCUCCGUGAUUGCUUUGAAGCGGCAAUGUGGGAGGGGAGCAGCUUACACUCGUGUAAGCAGCUCCUCUCCCACUUUCCUCCUUCAAAGCAACUAGGGAGGAGGGAAGGAAGGGGACCAUGCAUCCUCUGCUGGCGAAUGCAGCAGAUUCCCUUCUCCCGGGCUCCCUUUGAAGCAGCAAAGUGGGAGGGGAGCAGCUUACACUUGUGUAAGCAGCUCCUCUCCUACUUUCCUGCUUCAAAGCAAUCACGGAGGAGGGAAGGAAAGGGACCAUGGAUCCUCCACUGCUUGCGGCUGCAGCGGAUUCCCUCCUCCUGGGCUCCCUUUGAAGCAGCAAAGUGGGAGGGGAGCAGCUUACACUCGUGUAAGCAGCUCCUCUCCCACUUUCCUGCUUCAAAGCAACCAGGAGGAGGGAAGGAAGGGGAUCCAUGCAGCGGAUUCCCUCCUCCUGGGCUCCCUUUGAAGCAGCAAAGUGGGAGGGGAGCAGCUUACACUCAUGUAAGCAGCUCCUCUCCCACUUUCCUGCUUCAAAGUGGAGGGAAUCCACUGCAGUUGCGAGCAGAGGAUCCAUGGCUCCGCUUCCUUCCCUCGAAGCAGGGUGCAGGGGGAAAGACGGCAGGAAAUAGAUGCCGGGCAGGAAGACACAACCACACUUUGACCACUGAAAGUCCACCUCAGCCUCCCCAGAUUUCCACUGAGACGGCCAGGCUAAUCUUGAUGGCCAUAAGUCAGGCUCAGCAUUAUUAACUGGACUUAGAUAAGCCAUGGUUCCCCUUCCUACCCUCCUCUGAGGCUCAGUUUAAAGCAGCAAAGUGGACAGCAGCCGCCCACUUUGCUGCUUUAAAUAGUUUAGUGCAACAUUUGAUUCAGAAUAUUUUUUUCCGUAUUUUCCUCCUCUAAAAACUAGGUGCGCCCUAUGGUCAGGUGCGCCCUAUGGAGCGAAAAAUACGGUAAUUGUUGAUGUUGUGGUGGUGGUUGUUAAUUAAAUUUGUAUACCACCCUUCAUGUGAAGAUCUCAGAGCAUAAAACUCUUUUAGUUCACGGAACAACUGUAUUGGGUUGACAUAAAUGCCUUCAGUACACCUCCUUUCCAUCAUUCUAGGCAACUAGAGUAAUGCAUAAAACUAUUGCAUAAUAUGGUAGCAUGUUUGUGCAAAGUGUGGCUCUCUGUUACCAACCAGCAGUUGUGUGCAGAGCUAUUUUAUCACAAGAGUGCAGUAUCCAUUAGUGCAGUUCAAGCUUCUAACCCAAUAAUGACCUCCUCAGUAAUCUUGUGAAUUAGCCAAUAACCCAGUAAAACAAGCGCUCGGCUGCUUAAAUACUUGCAGCUGGACAAAUCAUUAUAUGUGUCGUCCAAAUAAUUUCUGCUGUUUCUCUAACAAGGCUCUUAUGAACUUCAGAAGCCAUUGCCAUAGCAUUUGAGUUAGGAGACUUAAGUUACAAAUGUUGACACAAAGGAUACUUUGCUGUCAUUCUUACAUAAGAUAUAGGAUGCAAUAUGCGCAACAUAAGAUCUAGGUGUUAAAACAAAGCACUGUAAGAUGACAAUCGGUGAGUCAGUAUUCCUGAAACAUUGUAAAAUAUUGUAUAUUAAUGCUGCACAUUUUAAGGUAAAUUUCCAUAGCUGCCCAGUUUUACUUAGUCAACUCGCUUAAUUUUUUAGGCUGUACUCCUACAUACUCCUGCCAACCUAGCAGUUUGAAAGCACGUCAAAGUGCAAGCAGAUAAAUAGGUACUGCUCUGGCGGGAAGGUAAACAGUGUUUCCGUGCGCUGCUCUGGUUCGCCAGAAGCCUCUUAGUCAUGCUGGCCACAUGACCCGGAAACUGUACGCCAGCUCCCUCGGCCAAUAAAGCGAGAUGAGCGCCGCAACCCCAGAGUCAGUCACGGCUGGACCUAAUGGUCAGGGGUCCCUUUACCUUUAAACCUUGUUGGAAACAGUGGGGCUGACUUUUGAGAAUUUCACUGUUAGUUAAUCUACUAUUUAUUUGCUUUUCUCCCUUAUGUAGGUCUUUCUUCCUAAUUUAUUCCUGGGUUUGGGAUCAAACUAUACAUUUCACUUCAGGUUUUUUUUUAUUAGAAUAAUUGAGACCUGCCAUGUCUCUUUUUAACAAAAAAACAAUUGGAGGGUGUUGGUGCCAUUUGGGAUCAUGGUGCAGGGUUGAGGUAACCCAUGCCAUUUUCCUGCAAAAAAUAAAUAAAUCCCUGAUGGGUGCUGUUUUCUGCAAAUAGAUGCUUUUGUUGCUGAGUUUAACAUUGGGGACAUUUAGACAUUGUUGCUUACCUCUUAACCUGUCCAGAGUGUCCAGGAAGGGAAGGGGUCUACAAUAACGUAACUUGUCCCCUUCAGUGUGAUACAGCAGGGAUCAGAUGUUGGUGUCUCACAAUGAUGAGUGGUGGGGACAGGGCAAAUAGGAACCUGAAGUACCUGGUGGGUCGAGGUUUUUGUCUGGUAAGUUUUAAAAAAACACGAACAUGCCUGCUGUGUUUUCCCAAAGGCAAUCAGAUUCUUGGAAGCUAAUCACAUGUGCCAAGUCUUGGGAUUUUAAUGCCAAGGUGAUCUAAGCAAGAGAAUGUGUUUUUCAUUCUGGCUCUGAGACUUAUAGCAGCUGAGGGCUGCAACAUUUCUCUUUUGCCAGGCAUGUUCUAAACCCCAAGUCGUAAACUUUUGCUUCUGUGUUUUCCAUCAACACCAGCUUGCUUUUCAAUAUUUAGUCAAAACUGACUAUACAGUGCUAGACCUUCCUUCCCCACUCUAUUAGUCAGAUGCUAUUUUUUUUCGUCAUAACAUUCCAUUCAUGUGACUUAUCUUGCUAUCGUUCUGCUUUGCCACUCAGUCUCCUUCCUGAAUCAUAACUUGCAGCACAGAGAGUUUGCUUUCUAUCAUCUCAGCAUUUGCAAUGCACAGAGGUGUGAGAAUCCUGGGGUGUGUUCCUGCUAAAGUGCGUCUUUCCGCUUCUCUUAGCAAUUUGGCUGGUUAAAAUAUAUUUGUCCUGUGAGAUUACGCAGCAUCCUGAUUCCUUGGUUAACAUCUGUUGCCAAAGCUGUUUGUUUUUGCUUUCCCUGACCGUGUGUAUUCAACAUAGUUAGGGCAUUUAUUUGGAGGACAAAAAUGGGGACAACUAAAAUUACCUUGCUUCUGUAAGAGAACUUCCCCAAAUGAGCACAGAUUUUGGAAGAAAGUCAUAAUGGGAAAAUGAUUGACAGGACCACUGUCCUUGCUACCUUAAUUCUAGUGAGGGCUUCUAAGUGAUGAUGGAAAAGUACAUUGCUGGUUGGGGGUUGCAAAGCUUCUCAGUGCUCUUGUUUUAUACUUCAGAGGCAGCCUUUCAUUUGUUUGUUUAUUUGCUUUCACAAUAUGUGGACACUUCAAAUUGCAGCAAAAAAAGCACACCUGCAAUUUUCAAUCUCAUCAGACAUCCACAUAUCACCAUGUAUCUGACGACACCCAUCAAUCACACUGAAAAACCUUGCCGAAGAAACACUGCUUUGUUUGCCAGGAAGACCCACUGAACAUGAACAUGUUGCCUAAGAGCAGAUUUCCAGGGGGCAUAUGCAACUCUCUUGUGGUGCUGACCUUUAGGGGUUUCUCUCUAGGUCCUGACUCCCUGGAAAGCAGCUGUCGUCACUUAGACAUUAGGGGUCCUCUUAAAUGAGAUAGCAUGUACAGAAAUGCAGCUCCAGAUCUAGACUUGUAUAACUAUCUUGAUUAUCAUCAUCAUGCCAGAUGCGCUUAAAAAAUGAAUGUCACAGUUCAUUUUAUGCCAAUGUUUCUGAAAUGUCAGAUAGCUGAAACACGCUUUUUCUCUGAAUUAAAAUUCAAGGCACACUUUUUGUAUUCCCAAAGGUUUACAUUUAGCGUGUGUAAAUUAUAUUAAAAAAGUAUCCACCCAUGGUGCAGCCUAGUUUCUGUAUGAGUCGCUGAUCUGGGCGUGCCAUGUGAUUGGAAGGAGACGAGUUUAGAGCAAUUGGCUUGUGCAGAAGCACAACAGAAAGCCUCCCCUGAGAACGUGUCGUUCUGCUGCUGCUUCUCUACAUGAACAGUGGUUGAAUGAUGCAAUCACACAUCCACCAUGGAGAUGCUGUAGAAUUAUCCACUCCCCCAGUGUAGGCUGUUUAGAAGAGGCAAAGCUAGAGCACCAUAGCAUUCAGAGAUGCAGCAGGGGGCCUCUUCCGUGUUUAUGUACAAUGGUACCUCAGGUUACAGACGCUUCAGGUUGCAGACUCUGCUAACCCAGAAAUAGUACCUUGGGUUAAGAACUUUGCUUCAGGAUGAGAACAGAAAUUGUGGCGUGGUGGCAGCGGGAGGUCCCAUUAGCUAAAGUGGUACCUCAGGUUAAGAACAGUUUCUUUUUUUUAAUAAAUUUUUUAUUAACAAUUUCAACAUAUAUGUGUGUAUAUAUAGAGAGAGAGAACAGUUUCAGGUUAAGAACGGACCUCCAGAACGGAUUAAGUUCUUAACCCAAGGUACCACUGUACUCUUGUGAAUUGGUACUACUCACAGCAGGUAUCAAUUAUUUAAUUUAAUGCAUAUCUCAUGUCACAUGAGAUUUCUCAUUUAUGCAACAGAUUACUUUUAGGGCACAAAAUGAAAGCAAACAUUGAUGAUAUAUAUCCUGUGAAUUAUUUCUUUUUUCCUUUUUUUUAAACAAGAUAUUUGAUUUAAUGGAUGCCAAAGCCCGUGCUGAUUGCAUCAAAGAAAUAGAUCUUCUUAAGGUAAAUAUGUACAAUGACUUUCUUUUUUUACUUGAAUGAAGGUGAAAUUUAGCAUUUAUUUGUUCAUAUUUAUAUUAUUCCCAAGUCUAAAGAUUUGGGAGAAGGCGUACCUAAAAUGUGUUCACUAUGGAUUUGGGAUGAUACAGGGGCAUGUGUGUAUUUUAAAUGCAGCUGCAGCAAAACUUACAUAUCCUCAGCUGAUUUUUGAGGCAAUAGAGUUGCAUUUCGACUCUCCAUAGCUAAUAACCAGAGCGGAACUUACUUGAUAUGUUUAUUUACUUCUCUCUGUGUGACAUUGUGGUUUGUAUCUCACUGCCCUUCAGGGCAGCUUACAGACAACAGCAACAACAGCAACAAGGCUCAUAAUAAAUAACAAAUGAAAGCUAAAAUGAUAGGACCCUAUUCUAGCUUUAGCCUCAUUAAUUCCCACCCCCCCAAAAAAAAACCCUGCUACAAAAUAUAUAAGAUUACUGUUUCAUGAAACAGGUGGCAGGUCAACUGCUGUUUUUUUAAAAAAAUAAAUUGCACCAUAAUCUCAAAUAUGUGCUGAAAGUAGAAAAGAACCUAAGGAACAAGUUAAAAAUAGAACUGGCCUAAUGAAUGUCUUAGGAGUUCCAUAAUGAGCAUCCCAUUACUGAAAAGAUAUCCUUCACUUCAUCCCAGCUGCCCUCACUUCAGUCAAAGAUGGAACUUGGGAUCAGAAUUUGUCCGCUGAUCUUCGCGAUUGUUUACUUGGAAAAAAGGCUCUCAUGAGCAUAUACUGUAUUUAUGCCUUGUGCAUAAGAAUUUAGGAUGCUGCCCAGACUAUUUGACCAUCUAGCUCAGUACUGUUCAUUCUGACUGUUGCUCCACGGCCUUGGGCAGAAAGAGGGCUUUUCUAAGACCGCCCCCUGGCAAUCCUUUUAGGUUGGACCUGCUAUAUGUAAAGUUUUUUCUCAGCCACUGAGCUACUACCUCUCCCCUGCAAUAUAUGUAUAGAACACAUAAUGUGCAUACACAUGCACAUUACAGUGAUACAGUGCUUUUGUAUUCCUUUUAUGCAUGUCAGUCUCCCAUCCAUAUCGCAUUGCAUUGUAAGCUGCCUUUUUAAAGUUUAAAGUGGGAACCAAGAGCUGCCCUAGUUGUUACCGAGAGCUUAUCCUUGUAGGAUUUUCCCUUUGAACUGCUGGCCUCCACUCCCCACCUUCCGCCACCUUACCAAGUUAUAUCAGAAACAGCUGUUUUUGAAUGAGGGUUGUUAUGUAGGUGGGGGUGAAGACUUGCCAUACAAGAAUCCUUAGUUCUCGAAAGCAGACUGCAGUGUGAUCCAGAGAAGAUGCACUUUGUAAAACAAGGACAAAAGCCUUGUCUGUGCACACACAAACUUUUUUGUUCCUCUAAAGUGCCUUACUGAAUACUGAUUAUGAAUGAUGCAGAGAGACAUAUAAAUAAGGUGAGUUACAGUUUACAGGAGGGGGCUUUCCUUUGGAGUGAAUGUGGCUCUUCUUUUCCUGUUUGUUGCCAACCAGAAAGAUGCUCAAAUUCCCAGGUUUUAGGUUUUUGGGGGCUUUAAAAAGAAAGUUUCUGGUCUUUGUGAUUGCAGAAAGUGACACAUGUUGUUUCUUGAUGACUAUUAUUGUGCUUACUCUCUGCUUUAAAAAUAUAACAAACCUUACCUGUGAUUUUAAAGGUUACUUAGGUGUCUGCACCUAACUUCCCACCCUGCCGCUCCCCCUCUGCCCCAGCCGUAGCUCUUUGUUCUGUACUAGCAACUGCUCCUUUAUAUUUUUAGGAGUGCCUUGUCAGUUAGAACAUGGGUAUUUUUGGUAGGAGAUGCCUCAUUGCACAUAUAGAAAAUUCCAUGCACCUUACUGACAACGUUGUGGAGGACCUUGCUAUGUCUAUGGAAGAUAUGGUAUUGGAGAGGUUCUCUGUGAUGUCCGCUCUGUGGUUGAGCAGAUGAUGGAUUUGAGUACAGAAACCACCCUUGGUCAGAUAUGCACCUAGGAAGUAGUAGCCUAGGCUACCUGUGUGGGCAGACUGAGCCCCAUGUGAUUCUGCGCGGCAGGAACAAAAAACAUAAUAGGAAGCUUUGCUGUAAGAGAGUAGGGACUAGAAAAAGCUCAUAGGUGCAUUGCAUUCAUUUUUUCACCUCUUGAUAAUCAUGCCUUGAAAUAACUUUUCAGUUCAGUUUCAUGAUCAUUGUACAUAUCAAGAGAUAUGUAGCUAUAUGCUUUGAAUACAAAAUAGAUUUUUUUAAACUUUUGAGGCAAAAUUUAAGACAGUGUGGUAAGUUUUUUACAUUCUUCAACGUGUACUCUAUGUGGAUUGUUAUUAUUACUUUUCGUCAACACUGUUCUUGACCUGGCCAUAAGCCUGCCAAAAGUUUGCUUUGCUGAGUUUUUCUUGUCUGUCUGGAGGCAUUCAGCUUUAAAAACCUCAAUAAUUUUCUGAGAAAGAGCAAAAUAUUGCAAAUAUAUCCAUUUAAAAUAAUCCAAUGGAGGCAUUUGGAAAUUAGUGGUACCUUUAUUAAUCCUGUGAGCGGAGUGUAGAAUGCAAAACCUCUUCUGGUUCCAAAUUCUACUUUAGUUUUGUUUUACAACGGUCAUUGGUUGAGAAGCUGUGAUGGGAUGAUGAGCUGCUUGUGCGUAAAAUCGUAUCCCCUCAGAGUUUGUUCAAGUCCACAAACCUCUGUCUGUGACGGAGCCCCUCAGACAUGGCUCCUCUAGUCACUAGCAGAUUCCGACAGUGGUUGCUUUCGGAAUCGCUUCCAACAUAAAAGCUCCUUAACGGAAACACGUCUUCUGGACUCUCUGCGUGUCAGUUUCCGGCGAGGAGUGGGUGUCCCUACAGGAGGUCCUGAAACCUCCCCACUGUUUUCGCUGGAAGUGUCUCUGAGCCAUCCCUCCAGCUCACUUUCCCUCAGCUCAGCUCCUCUCCCCCUACUGGUUCCCUCUUCAGCUGCUGAGUCUCUCCCAACCUGUGUGAGCCCUUUCACCUCCCUUCCUUCCGAUGGCAGUUCCCUGACAGAAGCUAAUGAAGUUUUUUUUUUGUUUUAUCAUGGACAAUUGAAAGUUGAAGAGAUGUUUUUUCUUCUUUUUUAAAUGGCAUGUUCUUUGGCUUUCUUGCAUAAGUCAUCUGAUAGCUUUGUGUGCCCCAUUCCUAACUAAUUAAGGGGCUUUCUUUUCCACCCCCCCAAAAAAACAUAGACAUGCUGUAGUAGCUGCUGUAUUGUUUCCAGGCUUAGUUCAAGGUGCUGGUAUCCUCUUUGUUAAGUUUGAUUUUUAGACUUGGUUCAGGUUUUUUUGUUAUCUAAAAAUAAUGCAUGCAAAUAAUGAAUACAUGAAUGUUGUUUUCUUUUAGUACAGAAAGGGGUGUUCUCCCCCGCCCCUGUGUAUAUAGGAUUAAAUGGCGGAAACCAAUAGUUGAGGCUAUACGUACUGUAGACUGAAGUAUCUGUUUCUUUUUCUAGCAAUUGAAUCAUCCAAAUGUAAUCAAAUACUAUGCAUCAUUUAUUGAAGACAAUGAACUAAAUAUUGUACUGGAAUUAGCAGAUGCUGGAGACCUAUCUAGAAUGAUCAAGGUAGGCGUUUUUCUUAACAGAGAGUUUUAUUUCUUUCUUAAUAUAUUCAUUGUUUGAAAUAAAUAGAAAUCAUAUUUUAUUUUUCAUAUUUUGUUUUGAUUCUCAUUACUCUGGUUUUAUUUCUGGAUUCUCAGGUACCCUAAAUUAUAAGUGAUUGCCACAAAUCCUACUCCAGGUUUCAAUUCUGUAAAUCCUUUCCAAGCUAUCGAAGUGUCCAUAUUUAUAUCUCACUAUCAACGUUUGCUGCUAAUCUUAAAAUGCUAUGCAUGAUUGCAAAGAAACAUAGAUGGGGAGGAGAUCGUCAUUAGACUCCAAAUCUGGCAUUGUGCCAACCAUAAUAUUUAAUGUUGGCAUUUCUGUUUAUAAAUUCUCCCCUUUGAGAUUUUUACCAUAAUAAUUCAGCUGUAAAACCAGAUUGUAUGUUUAAAAUGUUGGUACUGACCAUCCAAACAUGUAGGAACAUGUUUCUUUCUGAAGUUGUGAAAACAAAGCAAAUCAAUCAAAAGCCCUUGGAGCCUAUGAAGACUGCUUCCAUAACGCUUGAUUUUUGCCAACAGGAAUGAUCCCACAAGUCACUGCAGCGAUAAUAUGGAAAGAGCUUAGACCAGUGACUUCUCAAAAAUCAGGCAGUAGGCUGCUAUGCUCUUAGUUGCAAUGCUGGCUGGGUAACUUGGCACCAAACUGAAAGUGCUAUGAUAGAAGUACAAGCUUGUGAAGAAUAUUUGCAGCAGUCCCCUCCACAAUGCACCAUUUGAGAUGUUCUGUCCAUCCAUCCAUCCAUCCAUUCAUUCAUUCGAGUAUUUCUAAACCACAACUUAUUAAAAAAAUAUGGCCUCCAAAUAAUUUUUUUUUUAAAAAACCAUAAAAUUACAAAAUCAUAAAAAAAACACUGAAAUGCUUGGCUAAACAGAAAUGUUUCCAACAGGCAGUGAAAUGAUAGAAUUGUGAGUGCCUGUGCGAAUUCAGUGGGAGCAGUGUUCCAAAAUAUUGGUGCCCCUGUACUAAAAGCCUUAAUUUUUGUAGAAGCUAAAUGAAUAGAAAAUAAACCAAAUAGAAACUAAACUACAAAUCACCAUUUGUACACACUAAACUAAAUAACCAUGGCACAGCCAAGAGGGCUUCUGUUUGUUCCACUUCUCCUGUUUAGGGGAUGAAGAAUCUGCACCCAUGUUCAUUUCUAGGGCUUUGUUCCCUAACCUGACCCUAGGAAAACCCUGGGGGAAAGUUAUGAGUCAUUUUUUAAAUUGACCUAAUUGGGGUAUAUUUGCUCAGAUUAAUAAAAUACAGGAACGGUCAACCUGUUGGGACUUGUUGAACACAUUUGCAAACCAGCGAAACUGUGUAUAUGUAAAUACACACACCCAGAACCAAGCUCGCACUACAACCGCAACAGAAUGCUUCUUUCAAACAGUGGGAAGGGACUCUGAAGGAAAGCCUGCACAGACCCUUUGUCAAAGUGCUUUUUACGAAUGUUUAAACAGUGAACACUCUUGGCAUAUUUCUAUGGAAUUCGAGGUUGUUUCCACAAGCUACAUUCAUUUCUUCAUUCACCAUAAAGCAACAAGGGUUUUCUGAGAGAUCUUUGGAACCCUGAGUCAUAUUCUAAUAUCCUAAUUAUGCACAAGAUCAUGCUUAACCUAUUCCAGUGGAACAGAAAUCAAGGUCUCAGGUGGUAUCAGAGGUCUGCUUACCACCACCUAGGAAAACAAACCCCAACCCAGUUUUGCCACCCUUCUUCUUCCUGUAAUGUUUAGGGAAAGGAAUGGGAACUAUUUGGCUGUGCUGGAGUGAACAUGACUGUUCUGUGCACUGAACUUUGAACAAGACCAUGAGCAUUUUAGGCUGGGAAGGAAGUUAGGAAGACCAAUUGAUUGCCAUUUUCCAUUACUGUUAAUAGACUUUCCAACAAGCCCAAUUAUAAUUUUAGCACACUAAAAACUAGUACGUUUGCCAAUUGUAGUAACACACUGGAAAGAUUUCAACAGCCAGCUGUUCAAAAUUUUGAGAUUAGUUCUUAGAUUAAACGUAUUCAAGUUCACAGUUGGGUUAAUUGUAUUAUAUUAUGUAUGGGGGAAAGUGUGAAGCUAGCUUAUCUUAUUUCUUUAUUUAUUAUUAAUUUAUAUAGGCAGCAUUUAAAACAACAAAGCUAAAAAGCCAAAACAACUUCAUCGUAGUUGAGGGUUUUUUGUUUUUUGUUUGUUUCUUAACUUGCACUCAGCUAAAUGAAUUACUCUAAGAGCUGCAUUUAAGAUACUUAAGCUUGGAUAGAUCAUUCCAUUCUAUUUUUAUAUAUUCAUUUCUUGUCAAAUAAUCAGUUCCCUCCCCAAUACAAGUCCUUUGUUCUCCAGACUAGAUUAUUGUUGUUUUGCACUGCAUUGUAAGUGUCUCAGGUUUUUUGGAUACAAAAAGUGUGCUUUUUAAUUAGUCCUCACCCUCAGCCUUCAAAAUACUAUUUUUGUGACUCUUAGAAGGAAUAUUAACUUUGCUUUACAGCAUAGAGUUGAAACUGCAUCUUUGUGCUUUGAAGAAUAUUCCUUGCCAAGAUGACAUUUUUAAGCCAAGAGGGUGAAAAAUGUGGUGCUACAAAGAUUGACAAUGUCCUGUUAAUAUUUAUAACCAAAUUGUAUAUAUUUUGCUUAUGAAUUAAUAAUUCUGUAGGUUUACACUUGCUACAAUAUGAAGAUUUUGUUUUCUCUUCUGUAUAUUCCAAUUUGACAUAACAUUUAAUAUGAGGCCUCUCUUUCUUUCCCCUUUCUGUGACAGACUUCAUUAUGGCCUAUUGAUGCCUUUAUUUUACCUAGGACUGUCAAACCUGUCCAUUUAACUCCUUUCAUUCUAGCACUUGAAAUCCGGUGAUACAUUUGGCGGAUAUUUAGUCAAGGCAGCAUUUUCCCUUUAACAGAAAUACAAAUAUAUCCUUUUUAGCACUGAAAACCAUUUUAUACACACAGAGAUUCAUGGAAGGCCAGGCAUAGCUUACAACAGUGGCAUUAACCCAGUAUUUGUUCAGAGAGACCAGUUCUGGUUUAUAAUUAGUUUUUUGUUAUUAAAGAAACCACAGUUUUAAAUCUGUGAUUUAAUUUAAUCUACUUGCGAAUCCAGUUUAUGCAUUUUCUUCUGAUUUUACCCUAGAGAUGUCCAAAAUUGCCUGCAAUGCAAUUUGGCUGUGUGGCUAUUUCUUACCUAUCUUUUUCUUGAGAGUAGUUUAUGAUGUCCUCUUAACGUAGGCAUCAUGUUUAAUGUAGUGAACUCGGAUUGCUGUUUGAAGUUAAUGACAGCCUAUCAGGCUAUGAUUAAAUAUGUAUAAGGUGUCACACUAUACUCAUAUUUUCAUAGUUCUUGUAGUGGGAUCAGCAUGAGUUUAUUUUAGGUAUAUAAAGAUUGAGGGAAGGAGGGAAGUACAAUGAAUGCAUCCCCAGCUCUCUCUUUUUUAAAUGAGAACACAAUAGAAAAAUAACAUUUCUCUCACUGUGUAUAUGUGUAUGUGUGUGUGUGCUGUUUUUUAUACGAGCAGUGAGAAACACAGUAAUUAGGAGUCAGGCGCAAGAUCUUGGAAUCCAAUAAGGAUAAUAGUGGCUACUGACUCUCUUUUCAUUAGACAAUACAGAUGAAUCUUCAGCACAGUGUUGUGCUAUUGAGUGCUUUACCCUAAUGAGCAAAAAAGAAUCUGAUGUCUAAAAGUUUAAAUGGGUAACUCAUUAUGAUGGUGCCACCAUAUUGACAGUCCUGUGAAUAAGGUCAUUCAUGCAGGUUGGUGGUUUCCCAACUUCCUACUCUCAGAGAACCCUUUCCACAUCAUUUAAAAUUUAUAUAGUAUCUCAUUUUCUAUUCCAUCUUCCUAUACAUUUGUGUGUGUGAACGAACUACCUAGGCAUCGCAGUGGAUAUAAGAUUCUACGUUUGAGAAUGUACAUUCAGUUCACUAGGACUGUCCACCAGGCCUGUUGAGUAUAGAUGACCAUCACCCCAAAUAAAACAAAAAGUGUUCUAGAGCGCAACUGACAAGACUGCACAGUCCUGACUUUGCUGACACCAUACUUCUCCCCUCACUGUUCUGGUAAGCAACAGCAGUGUUGCUGCUGGAAAGCUAUGGCUGCAGCUCCAUUCUACUGGAUGAGAUGCUCCUGCUGUCAUCCAGGAUUUAAUCCCAAAUUGUGCUGUUGACCUGCAUCAAUGAGAUGGGUGAAUGACUUGGAUUUUCCAAGCUUGUCUGCUUGGGUUCUUGUUGCAGUGCUGACCCAGACUUGAUGGUUAGAAAGGAGGUGGUCACUGUGCUAUCCCAUCUCCCUCUUCAGCUUCCUGUCUGAUCAAAUUCAGUUUCGAGUAUUUGCACUUGAUAUUAGGCACUUAGUUUGAAAUUCCAUUAUUGCAUAUAUAAUCCUGCUGCCUAACAAUCUCCUUGCUGGGAUUGGUCUUGUUUUUGGUUUUGAGGAGCCACAGAACAAUGGUUUGGGGAGACUUCAACACACAUGCUUAGACUGCCAUAUCUUUUAUGGGCCAGGAUUUUUGCUGCAGUCAUUCCAAAAUGCUCCUAACUCAACAAGUGCAGCAGGUUAUAUAAUUUCUCAACCAGAAAGGAUGAUUGCUACUAGAUUCCUGAGAGUCCUUUCUGUUAGCAUGCUUCUCAUUCCUGUUCAAUCACAUUCUAGAAUUCAGAAAUUACCUGUUAUGUAGACAUGAUUAUUUUUAAGCACUCUGUACCACUGUAUAUAACUGUCUUGGCUCUUUUCUACAUUAAGUACUUGGAGAUGAUGAAUUGGUUGGGAUGAUCGCCAGAUGUAUGUAGAGGGAAAGCUGAAUCAAGUGUGACCAAACACAGUUUAGAGCUCACUUUAUAGUUUACCGUAUUUUUUGCUCUAUAAGACUCACUUUUUCCCUCCUAAAAAGUAAGGGGAAAUGUGUGUGCGUCUUAUGGAGCGAAUGCAGGCUGCACAGCUAUCCCAGAAGCCAGAACAGCAAGAGGGAUUGCUGCUUUCACUGCACAGCGAUCCCUCUUGCUGUUCUGGCUUCUGAGAUUCAGAAUAUUUUUUUUCUUGUUUUCCUCCUCCAAAAACUAGGUGCGUCUUGUGGUCUGGUGCGUCUUAUAGAGCGAAAAAUACGGUAUAUUGUGGCGGUAACAGCAGCUAAGAAGGAAUGCUUGCCUAGUAUCACUGUAUCUGCACAAUACUGGCUGGAGGAACAAUUUUGAGCGGCUAAAGGAGUCCUUUAGAUGGAUCUCUAGGUUAUAUUGGAGAAUGCUCAAGUGCCCACUGUGAACAUUUGCAAACCACUUCAAAACUUUGAGACCAUAAUUAUAGCAUGUAAAGAAAAAUAACUCUUUUCUCUCUAGAGUGAGGACCAGGCAGGCUUGAAGCUACAGAAGGCAUGAUAAUGUUUGAGCCUGGUGUGAAAACUAAGAAGAACAGGGAUGUGAUUUAUACCCUAAUUUGUUCAUAUAAAUUCAUGUUGCUGUGUGAAUGGCACUGUACUGGGGUGAGAGUCUUGACUAAUAACUUGAAAAGUAGUCCUUCUACAUUGUAUUAUGGCUACAUUGUCAAGGUGAGAGUCCAUUCUAUUCUAUUCUGUUUAUUUAAAUGAUUUAUAUACCGUCCUCCAGCAAUACUUUCAGGAUGACCUGCAAAAACAAGAUAAAUACAAAAGCAAAUUAUAAUUGAUUACGACAUGGUUUAAAUAGAAAUACAAAGAAAAUAAUGGAAAAUUUAACAAUUCCUGGUGCACAAAAGGUACUAGGAUUAGCACAAGCUUAACUUCAAUGAGGAAGUAAUUCCAUAAGAGUGUGUCAUAGCUGGGAAGACUCUCUCUAGAAACCAGCCACCUUUCCUCAGCUGGUGGGGACACCAGGACAACUAGACAGCCUCAAUUGUGGUCUUUAAGGCAGCCUUCCCAAUCUGGUUCCAUUCAGAUGUUUGCUAGGGAAGUGUGUGGAGAACACCGAGAAUUGGAUUAGAAUAGAGGGCAGUCUGUUUCCACAUUCACAUACCGUUUAUUGGGUUCCCUGAAGGUUAGUUAAUGCAUUAGUGAAACAAAAGGAAAGAAACGGCUCUUUCCCUUGCCUAUUCUUAAAUACAGUCGUACUUUGGUUGUCGAAUGCCUUGGGACUUGGAUGUUUUGGCUCCUGAAUGGCGCAAACCCAGAUGUGUGUGUUCUGGUUUGCGAACGUUUUUCAGAAGCUGAACAUCCGACAUGGCUUCUGUGGCUUCCAAUUGAGUGCAGGAAGCUCCUGCAGCCAAUUGGAAUCUGCGCCUUGGUUUCUGAACCGUUUCAGGAGUCAAACGGACUCCUAGAAAGGAUUAAGUUUGACAACCAAGGUACGACUGUAUGAGAGCAGCCAGCCAAAUCUACACUUUCACCAUUUUUUCUUGUUAAACACUGAAGUUUAUUUUUAAAAACUUUCUUUAAAAAUUUAAUUUUUCUUUGAGACUUCCGCAUAUGCUAGAGUAAAGACAUUUGCUACUACUGUGAACUGAAAAAUGCUUUUGAUAUGUACCAUAUACUGAUUAUCCAAACAUUGAGAUGGUACAUUACAGGUGCCAUUAUGUCACCUUUCUCCUCUGAGCUUUUCUUAUUAGUUUUUAAAGGCUGUUUUUAAAAAAACAAAACAAAAAACCCAAUAUUUUUCAACAGUACACCAGGCAACACUAGCUGGAUUAAUUAUAGAACAAAGUCUCGAGUUAAUAUAUUUUUUAUUAAGCAUCUUCCUAAAGGAAAUAUAAAGCAGUGCUUUGAACUGACUGUACCUAUGUUUGCUGUUAAAAGUUUUGAAGCUACCUGUGGUACCUAUUUUGUGUCAUUUUUUUACUCUUUGUAAUUUCAGGCUUUCAUUCUUAUAUACAUAUACAUACAUAGAAUAUAUAUAUAGAUAUAUUCUAUCAUUCUUGAUGCAAACUCUCUGACACCAAGUGUCAGAGAGCCCUACUAAUAUCUAUGAGCAUAUAUAUAUAUAUAUAUAUAUAUAUUAGGGGCGUGUGCUUUUUGUAACUCAUUAUUUUUUUCCAGUUUCUAAGAAUCAGCAGCACUGCUGCAGUAGCAGGUUGGAGCUGUCAUGACAGCAGUUGGACAGGAACUGCAGCCCUGCAAGCACUCCUGUCUGGAAACUGCUUCAAUUGUUUUCACUUGCUGUAGCAGUGUUGCUGGUUGCCAGGUAAUGUAAUACCUUUGUUCCCACCUAGGGAUGCUUGGAAAGUUCAGUCUUUGCUAAUGCCUACACUGUGAACUGCUCUGUUUCUUGAUAAAUGGGAUACAGUCUGUGUCCUCUGGCAAAAGUGGAACACAUCUAAAUCUGAUCUGGAUCAUGAAUGCAUCCAUGCUCUGCAUUACUCUGCCCUCUUAAAUGUGGUUGGGACACAAACUGCAGUCUCUUGCAUUUUUAUCUUUUAGUUCUGCUACAAGACUUAAAUGUAACUAUUCCAUUUGUUUGCUAGCCUUUGAACCCUUCUUUUCUAAUCUGAUGAAGGUUCUAGCCUACAAAGGCUCAUACUAAACUGCUGCCUUUAGGAUACCCCAAAACUCUUUGUUGUUUUCUUUUUCCAUAAAAACUUAUUUAAAUGUUUUGGAAAUCAUCAUAACCUUACUUAAAUAUUUUUUUUCUGUGGAAGGUAAGCUUGCCUUGUUCUUUUAGCUUUUAUUAGACUCUCAAGACUCUUUAGUCCCUCCCUGUAACUUUCCUUAUAUGCCCAUGUAGGUUUCAUGAGAGGCAAGUGAAUUCCAAAUACAUGGUUGGUCUACUCAUGGGAUAUUAUAUUUUGCAGCAAUGCUAGGGAUAUAUCAAGAUAGAUAGCUAACUACCGUAUUUUUUGCUCUAUAAGAUGCACUUUUUCCCUCCUAAAAAGUAAGGGGAAAUGUGUGUGCGUCUUAUGGAGCGAAUGCAGGCUGUGCGGCUAAGCCAGAAGACAGAACAGCGAGAAGUCAUUUCAGAAGUCGAACGGACUUCCAGAACAGAUUCCGUUCGACUUCUGAGGUACGACUGUAUACCAUAUAAUUCUAUGCCAUAGCACUAGAGCUAUGCAUUCAAAAGGUCCUGGAUUUAGGCCCUGACAUCUCUUGGUAGGACUGAGAAAGUCCUUGAAACACCUACCUUCUUCCAGUCAAGUGUCUUCACCAUGUACCUUGAGACACCUGGUCUUUGGAAGGACCAAGCCCUCCAGGUAAGCUCUGGAGCAGAUACAUUUCUCCACUUGGUUCUGCAUUGGGGCAAAAAAAAUUAAACCCCAGUGUUAGCAUACCACACCACACCAAAUCUCGGAAAAUUUGACUUCAUUAGUGCACAUAACACUUUUGAGAACAUUUUGAGACAAGUAAAGUAUAGAACAUAUAGGAACAGCUGGCAUUAUACAAUGAGUUUUGUCAGAAAUUUGUCUAAAAAUACAUUGUUAAAAGUCUUUUCAGGGUUCAUUUUAAAAACAAUAAAAUGUGCUUUCUAUGCAUAUACUUGAAGUUGUGUAUUUGUUUCUAAAUGAAAAGAAACCCGGUAUCUAUCUAUUUAUCUUGUUGACAUCAAACAGUCCUCUGAUAUACAAAUCCCAGCUAUGGGGAGAAUAGAUACAGAGUUUGUUUUGGAUUCAGUCCAGGUCUGAGGAAAGCAGCAUUUAAAGAGCUUGCAUUCAAACAUUGCAUCAUUUCAGUUUUUGAAAAUACAGUGGUGCCUCGCAAGACGAAAUUAAUCCGUUCCGCGAGUGUCUUCGUCUAGCGGUUUCUUCGUCUUGCGAAGCAACCCUAUUAGCGGCUUAGCUGAUUAGCGCUAUUAGCGGUUUAGCGGCUAUUAAAGGCUUAUCGGCUUAUCGGCUUAGCUGCUAAAAGGCUAUUAAAGGCUUAUCGGCUUAGAAAAAAGGGGGGGAAAGCGGAAAAAAAAUCUCAAGACUCGCAAGACAUUUUCGUCUUGCGAAGCAAGCCCAUAGGGAAAUUCGCCCUGCGAAGCAACUCAAAAACGGAAAACCCUUUCGUCUAGCGGGUUUUCCGUCUUGCGAGGCAUUCGUCUUGCGGGGCACCACUGUAUUUUGAGGAAAUUAAAAGUGUGUUUGUCUCAGCAUACAGUCAUAUCUCGGGUUAGAGACGCUUCAGGUGGAGUGUUUUUGGGUUGUGUACCGCGCCAGACCUGGAAGUAUCGGAAUGGGUUACUUCCGGGUUUCGGCGCAUGCGCAGAAGCUGCUGCCUUGGUUUCUCUCUCCUCCUGAAAUCGUGCCCUGUGUUUAAUGUUACGGGCAACUCUAUCCUGGGGAAGGGAAGUCUCCUUCCUUCGCUUUUCUUCAUCAUCUUCUUCAGGGGUGGGCUCCUUCUCUGCCCCCCCCCCACCAACAAGGUCCCAUGGGGUUGUAAAGCAAGCCAGACCAUUUAGCACCGACCCUAUUCAUUCCAGCAGCGGGCCAUCGCCCACUCAAGCCCUGCGAAAAAUAUCAUCACCAUUAUUAUUACUACUACUACUACUACUACUACUACUACUACCCUCCACCCAUAUCAGGGAGGCUCACAGCCUGAAACUACUGGAGCUGAUUAUGUAUUAACAGACAGAGACACAGUGAGUAAGUGGUCCCCAGGCCCCAGAAUUGUACUAGACAGGGUUGCACUGCCUCUGAAAGAAGAGGUAUGCAGUACAGUGGUACCUCAGGUUAAGAACUUAAUUCGUUCUGGAGGUCUGUUCUUAACCUGAAACUGUUCUUAACCUGAGGUACCACUUUAGCUAAUGGGGCCUCUCGCUGCUGCCGCCACCGCAGCACAAUUUCCAUUCUCAUCCUGAAGCAAAGUUCUUAAUCUGAGGUACUAUUUCUGGGUUAGUGGAGUCUGUAACCUGAAGCAUUUGUAACCUGAAGCGUCUGUAACCUGAGGUACCACUGUAUAAGGGUACAGUGGUGCCUCGCAAGACGAAAUUAAUUCGUUCCGCGAGUUUUUUCGUCUUGCGGUUUUUUUCGUCUUGCGAAGUACGGUGUCGGAAAAGUUUUAGAAAAGCUUCAAAAAUCACCAAAGUCUUCAAAAACCUCAAAAAAGGCUACCACACCGUGUGCUAUGAGUUGCUCCUCGAAGUCAAGACGCAACUGUAUUAACGGUUUUAAGAAAAAGGAAACAAACUUGCAAGACGUUUCCGUCUUGCGAAGCAAGCCCAUAGGGAAAAUCGUCUUGCGAAGCAACUCAAAAAACCAAAAACCCUUCCGUUUUGCGAGUUUUCCGUCUUGCGAGGCAUUCGUCUUGCGAGGUACCACUGUACUAUCUUUGUCCAUGAAGACCCAGGUAGCCUAGUCGGCUCCGAACUUUCUGGGACAGGGUUAGCUUGGCCACUGUGCCAUAUGUGUGAGGGGCUUCUCUCGCUUCUCUAUUCUCUGGUGCAGAAUACUGGGCUUGGUGGUGAUGAAUAUUUCUCUUAAUCUGGCACAUAUCGCAUCAGUGCUGAGGGAUCUGCACUGGCAGCCUCUUGGCCAACAAGCCAGUUUUAAAGUUCUGCUACUUACAUAAAGGUAAAGGGUAAAGGGACCCUUGACCAUUAGGUCUAGUCGUGACCAACUUGGGGGUUGCAGCACUCAUCUCACUUUAUUGGCCGAGGGAGCUGGCGUACAGCUUCCAGGUCAUGUGGCCAGCAUGACUAAGCCGCUUCUGGCAAAGCAGACCAGCGCACGGAAACGCCGUUUUCCUUCCCGCCAAAGCAGUACCUAUUUAUCUACUUGCACUUUGACAUGCUUUCGAACUGCUAGGUGGGCAGGAGCAGGGACCGAGCAAUGGGAGCUCACCCCGUCGUGGGGAUUUGAACCACUGACCUUCUGAUUGGCAAGCCCUAGGCUCUGUGGUUUAACCCACAGCGCCACCCACGUCCCGCUACUUACAUACAAAGCCCUAAAUAACCCUGGAUCAGGUUACCUGAAAUACCUCCUCCUUCACUUGUCCAGGAAGGGGACUAUGAUCAUCUAAUCAGUUUCAGCAUGGCCUGAUGAGCAUUGGCUUGUGAUAACAUGGAAGCAGCUUUCCCCACUGUUAGGGUCAGAGCUGGUGAAAUAUGAGAGGCUGUUGGCAUUCUGCUAGCUCCUGAAGGCACACCUGUUUAGGCAAGCCCUCCCCUGAACUGAACUUCUGAUUUUAUUAUUUUAACUUUAAGAAAAAAACUGUUUUAAUUGCCAUGUCUUUAAUUGUUUGUUUAAUUAUAUGUGUCAAUUACGGAUGUUUUGAUGCUGUGAUGUGUUUUCAUUAUGAAUUGAUGUUAUUGAUUUUAUAGCUGUAAACUUCCUUAGAAGCCAUUUUGGCAUAAAAGUGGUAUGUAACGUAAUAAAUAAUAAAAUGGGGCCAGCGAAUUGAAGGAACCGCACUAGUAGCCUCUGAACAGCAGCACAUUUCUGAAUGAAUUCGUGAUUUCUGGAUUUUAAAUAAAUGGUGACUAUAUGGCUUCUUCGCCUUUGCAUGAAACCUUAUCUGGAAUUGAGAGCUGAUUAAAAUAUUAAGGGAAAUUAUAUGGUCUCUCUCUCCCCCCACCCCCAUGAACAUGCUUCAGAAUGAAUGUGGUGAUAAAACGUUAAGACUGCAGGUAAAAGGCUAGAGCAUCAGGCCUCAUACUACACUUCUUGUGUUUUGCAACAUAUUUUGUUUUUACACAGGGAAGCAUUCGAAAAUAUAACCUCCCACUUAAUGCUAAAAUAUCAGUACCUUGUGCUGUUUUUUUUAAUGUUUCAAUUUGUUCACGGUUCCAAAUAAAUCAAUACUACCGCCAGGUAAAUGUGUUUAGGCUCAGAGUGCCACACUCUGCAGAUUCUGCUAUUCAGUGAGUGCAUGUUUAACUGAUUUGGGGGCAGUGGAGGUGGCGGUGCAGCUUCAAUACCUUGGCAACAAGGUUUUGUUACCUAAAGGACAUAUGUUGCCAUUUGUAGUUUGCAUUACAUUUGUUUAAAAUAUUGGUUGACUCAGUUAGCACACAGCUGUUAAUUUUCUUUUAAAGCCAUUUUCUUUAUCCCACUUGACCUUGUCCUGUCAAGGAAGAGGAAGAUGUCAUAUAAAUAGGAUAGAUCAGUGGCAGACUUAUGGGUGGCAGUUUUCUUCUCAGCUUGAACAUAGCUCUGACAGCCGCCUUACACCUGCCACGCUUGCAGGUCUUUAGAGUUGGCAGUGUAAUAGUAUCCUAAGCCAACAAUAAAAGAAAAACAUGCAGUUGUUUUGCUGUCCUGGCAUUACAGUUACGGAAAUAAAUCACACACACACACCCCUGCCAUUUUAUUUGGUCAAAUAACUGUUUCUAGACAGACCUAGAAACCCUGCAUGGUCCUUGGAGGAAGAGAAAGUUUUAAACAAAUAAUAGAAAAUACUGUAAUAAAUUCAUUGGGAAGCAGUUUGUGCAUGAGUUUAAUAGUACAAACACGAGAACAAAGUUUCUGUGGUAUAGUAUUGUAGUCUGAAAUGUGUUCCAAUGAGCUGGUUCAGGCACCAUGAUAGGCAUGAACUGCAGUAUGCCUCAGGGUCUCCUUCAAUGCCAUGCUGGAGGUGGAGCGUACAGUGGCUCUCUGCAGCUUAUUCCGGUUGUGAUAAACCAUGGUUUACUGUGCUGCCAAAACUGGUCUAAUGUAAAAUCAUAUUCUAAAAGGGAUAGGGGGCAGCCAUUAUCAUCAAAAGCUCUACCUUCCAGCCCUGAAGCUGUAGGUUAAAUUCAAAUUCGAGGGAGUUCUCAAUCAGACCGUGACCUGCCAAACUUUCCUUAGGGUGCAAGCUGGGUUUAUUCGUAUCUACUUAUAUUAAGUGUGUGGGGGUGUAUCCAGUGGGGAUUUUUGUUUCAUCGGUUAAACAUGACCCUUUGGUGGCUAGCAAUAUUUUGUUUAAAAUCCUAUCCUUUUAAUAAUUUUUAACCAAAUUAUUGCUUUACGAUGUUGGGCUACUCACAAAUCCGCUUUGGCAGUAGUUAAUUUUAUUGUUCUUAAUUUUUAAAGCAUUUCAAGAAGCAGAAGAGACUGAUUCCUGAAAGGACAGUUUGGAAGUACUUUGUUCAGCUCUGCAGUGCCUUGGAGCACAUGCAUUCACGACGCGUCAUGCAUCGAGGUAACUUAAUUGCAUUUAAUCAAGCUAAUGUCAUUCCAGUGUAGAGGUUGAAAGAAAAAUAUAUUUCCAGUGUAUGUGAUUUUGUGUGAGUGUGCAUAUUACUGCAAUGGCUUUUUACAAAUUGCUUUUCCUCUUCGGGAUAGGUAACUUGAUAAAUAUUGCCCAGUGCAGAGAGUAAUAAUCUUGGGUCCCUCCUUUAGCGAGAACACAUUAAAACAUAUUUGUGCUGGUACAUUGGAGUGAUGACUAUAUUAUGGGUUAAAAUGAACAACUUACAAUUCAUAUGCAUGCUAUGUAUAUGCUGUAGAUUCUUAAAAAUCAUUUAUUUUUGAAGACUUAUUCUGCAUCUUUGGAUUAUGCGCCUCUCAAAAUAAUUCAGGUAAUAAUAAUAAAAACCAAACACAUACACACGCACUAGCAGCCCUUAUACUUCUGGCUGAUGGAUAGGGUCAGUGUGCGCUUCCCUUUGGCUCUGCGCUUGGAGGGUAAUUGGCAGUAGGGAGCAGAAUGUUUUCCUGGCAGGGAAGGGGUAGUAUGCUCUCUGCAGCUGCUUCCUUGUCUGGCUGAUGGAUGGGAGCAGACUGCCGCAGACUGGGAGGCAGGAAGUGCAACUGGUCAGGGCUACUUAGUGCCCUGGGAGGUGGCAAAAACAGAGUGUGCUUUCCUUCUGCUCUCUGGUUCCAGGACAACAGUCUCUAAGUUUGUCAAACUUCUUAGAUACACAGGACGAUGUCCAUAACUAGUUAUAUCAGGAGUAUACACAACUGAAAUCAGUAAAUGUAGCCCCUGUUGAUUUCAGUGGUUCUACUCUGAGUAUGAAUAACAUGGCCUAGCACCCAUAUACUUUUAAUAAGACGUGCUUAAAAGAUGCUGUUAACCUGGGGGAGCUAAAAACACACACACAACUUCCCUUUAAGUAUAGGAGACUGGCCUACCACAAAACUCCAAGGGGGAGGUAUGACUAUUUCCUUGCCAAAAAACAACUGGGAAACUACUUUUCUCCUUAUCUGUAUCAACCUUCAGAGACAUGGGAGAGCAUUUGAGAGACUGACUUAUAGCACUAUGAUCAUUAGUGCUCAUUGAAAUCUCAUUGCAUUCAAGGAAAUCAGAGGAUCAUGGUUAGUUGUGGGAAAUUGUUUCCUGUACAAUUUGACACCUCUUAAGAUAAUGUAACCAAAUUUUGCAUGACAGUUCCUGAGUCCUAAGAGAAGGUUUUUCUAUGUUACUUCCUCUUGAAAUCAGUGAGGCUUAAAUUUAAAGCUCCUGUUUAAAACUUACCUUUAAAGCAUUUACAUUUUGAUCUCAAGUAUGUUGAGGUUGAUGCUGCUCAUUUAAAUGGAUGAUUAAACCAUCUAUGGCUUUUAAACUGUGGAGGUGGGGUAACGUUACAACAUUAUGUAUUUUUUCGUGUUUUUAUGUUGUAAGCUGCCUGUGAGCUUUGGAUAAAUGAUGGUAUAGAAAUUUAAUAAAUUAUAAUGAAAUAAUAAAAAUAGCUAAUAAUAAAAAAAAUAAAUUUAGCCUAUGGGGGUUGAGUAUGCAUAAUUGGUAUUUUUAAAUAUUUUAAAGCAAUACAUAUAUGUUUAACUUUAAGCAAAAUUAGAUGAGCACUCACACGCAAGUCAUGGAUAUUCUACUGUUACCUGUUGAAAUAUUUUUCUUUCUACAGAUAUCAAGCCAGCAAAUGUAUUCAUUACAGCUACAGGAGUAGUAAAACUUGGUGAUCUUGGAUUGGGAAGGUUUUUCAGCUCUAAAACCACGGCUGCUCAUUCUUUAGGUCAGAGAGAUUUCCUUGAUUGUAAAAUGAUGUAUGUUCACACCUGUAAAUGGCCCUCCCUGCCCCACAUGAAUUACUGGAAGGGUCAGCAAGAGGAAGUGGCCCUGCAGAGGAUGACACUCAUUUCAGGGACUGAAAUCCUGGACCUUGUCAGUCAAGUGAGGCAUUCCCAUGGAAUCAUAGUAGCUGAUGAUGAUGUGGUGGUUUUUGAGGUUUCUUGCAGCCACUGUGUAAACAGUUCCCAUAUGGAAGAGGUGCCUCAUAACAACCCCGGGCCACAGCACCCUACAACUUUUGCAUUGAGGACUCGGGUGGGCCCCAAGAGGGACUCUCCUAUUUUAUUUUAGAUUGCAUAGUAGCAAUCUUUCGUUUUGUACAGUGUUCCCUCUUUUGCUUCCCUUUAGAGUGGUGGACUUCUCGGGGUGACAGACCUGCGGUGGAUUCCUCUUGAUCAUAGAGCAGAGAGUUUAUGUCGGAUGCAUUUUACAAUUUACCUCUAAUUGGCAUUGGCACAUUGCAAAAGUCCAGCAGAAAAAGAUAAUAAGAACGGGCAUUCAGAGCUAUGUUCAAGAUCCGACUAGUACAACAAAUGCUCUUGAAAAAGCUCACAGGCAGGGCUAGAUAGUGAAAACUCUCCCCACUACUUAAUUGCCCAUACCUGGUAAUCAGAAGCAUAUUCUCCUCCAGAUGCAAAUAUUUCAUUUCUAGUUAACAACUAUUGAUAGACCUUUCCCCAUUGGAUGUUUUGAAGAGCCUUUUAAAGGGAGUUUAUGCUAGUAGCCUUCACAAGAUCCAUUCUUGUGGCAAUGAACUCCAUGGUUAAUUAUGCAGUGGAUGGAGAAAGGUUUGCUUUUACUUUUACCAUGGCAUCACCCGGGUUUGGUAUAUGGCCUUCCCACACCCUCUGGUAUUCAAAGAAGAGUGACAGAAAGCACAUUUGAAAAAACCUAAGUUGUCUUUUUUGUUAAACUUGCCUCAGUAGGACGUAUCAGCUCUUCCCUGCUCCCACCCCAUUUAUUGUGUGAAGUCAGAAGGUUCUUAUUUAAAUGCUUCCGUUUGUAUUAUAGUUAAAGUGUUAGAAUAGGCUAAACUCUGCAGAAUUCAAGCAUUUGUUCUUCUUUCCCCCUGUCAUCAAUCUUUCACACUCAUCUCAACCCCCUAAUGUAACAGCAGGUUUCUGAGAACUACUGGUUAAAGGAACUUUUGCUUUUGGUAAACUACAAACCUCCAAGCCUUAGUGCUUGCAGCUGCCCCCUGUAGAGUCUGCAAAUUCUUUCUCCACCAAUUCCUCACCCUGUAAGCAGCAGAUAUGUAGCCUGUUACAAGCCAGAUCUGCUAUUAGUAUUGUUAUUGUGAAGCAAAUCGUGUCAUUGGAGGUUGUACCAUAAACACAGCAACAACUGUGACUUUAUCAGCAGAUCAGUGUUGGGUAGUCUUUUCCAGCUCAAAUCACUAUCAAGAAAGUUAAUUUUAAGAAUGCUGCAGUUUUAUCUUGCUAAAUUGCAGUGUCAUUUAAAUUUCUCAGUUUCUUUUUGACACAGCAUCAGAACCUCCUGGAAUAUGAAAGCCCAUAAAAUGGCCCAGGGGCCUGUCUACACAUUACAGUCUUUUUACACUGCUGCGCGUGGCAGCUCUUGCCACUUUGUGAAGUGUUUGGAUCAGCAAACAGAUAAAGCUGGGUUUUUUUUCAUCACACCAGAUCAUCCUGCUAAAUUCUUUUAGCGUUUUGGGACAAGCAGCCCUGGAACACAAGUGAGGAGUUUCCGUAUUUGAGCGGCUUGCCAUGUGGAAAUGCAGGGUGGCUUAAAAGGAGAUCUACACCCAUGCCCUGAAAUGUAAACUAGCCCUACGUGCCAAUAUUGUUUUAGGAUACAGUCCUAUAUAUGCUUACUGAGUAAACCCCAUUGAACUUAAUGCGGCUUACUUUUGAGAGGGCAUGCAUAGAAUGGUACUGUUCAUACAUUUUUAGGAAAUAUGUAAACAAACUUUUAAGGGGCCAAGAACCAUGACUUCAUUAGUUAGUUAUUCUUGGCGUUUUAGAACAUUUAUCCAUAACCUAUGAAACCUUUGACUUUCUAAUCCACUUUUGAGCUGUGCUGUUCUACUCCUGUCUUAAGGCUCAUCCACACUUCUGCUUGUCCCAUGCCUAGAAAGUGGUUUUCUGACUGUCCCGUUCUUUCUAGGCACAUGUCCUGCCACUUUCCCUUGGAAAAUCCAGUUGUCACUCCUUUCCCUUACCAUUCCUGUCAAUACUUCAGAUACUCUUAUAGUGCAAUCCUAUGUGUGUCUACUCAGAAGUAGGAUCCACUGUGUUCAGUGGGGCAUACUCACUUGUAAAUGUGUUUGAUUGCAGCCCCUAUUAUUAUUAUUAUUAUUAUUAUUAUUAUUAUUGAAAUGCCCCAUACUUGAAUGAUAGAAAGCAGAUGAAUUGAAAAAUACUUCUGUUGUUCCAGCAGGGAUAGGAUACUGAAAAAUAUUACAAGAGAUUGGAAAUUCAUAACAUUAAUAUUGAUUUAUAUAAAGGUCUGAAUUACUAAAUCACUUCCUGAUAAUUCUGCAAGUUUUAUCUUCAUUUUUUAAAACAGCUUAUCAUAGAAGUCGACUCUAUAAAAUAGGGCUAAGGUUGCCUGAAAUGAGAUUAAAUUCAUUUACAAUAUCCCUCUGUAUUGUCUCUUUGUAUAUUUGUUAAUAAUUGUGCAAUUAUAUUUUUUUUCAACCAAAAUAUUGGAAUGUAUAUUGCUUGAAAGCAUUGUGAUGAAGUUUUAAGUGUUCAUUUUUUAAAAUUAUAUUUCCAUAUUGGUUGCAGUGGGAACACCUUAUUACAUGUCUCCAGAGAGAAUCCAUGAAAAUGGGUACAACUUCAAAUCAGACAUUUGGUCUCUAGGAUGUCUCUUGUAUGAGGUAAUACUUUUUUAACUUGUACACCUUACUUAUUGGUGAGUGAUGUUUUCAAAAGUCUUUCUGUAUCUGUCUUAAGAUCCCACUAUUCAUUUUUACGUCUAUUAACCACUUGGUGAUAAAGUAGUAUUAAGCAAAAGUGUAGAAGCUUAACCUUUUACUGCUGAGCAUGAUAAAAUUUACAUACAUUCCUCAAUCCUGAAUGAAUCUGUUGCAGAAUUUUGCCAUAAAUUUCAGCUCAGAAUGGUUCACCUCCUGAAUUAGAAAUGAUCUAUUCUUGGCACUGCAUCCUUAGACUUGCACACAUUCCAUAGCAUAGCUAGCUGUGAACAGAAACCUGCCCACCAUAUCCACACUAAGGUUGUAGUAGAACUGACACUGCUUAUACCAGCCUACCUUUUUAAAUCAGUGUAAAAAAAUUCUGCUAAAAACUGAACCUUUAAAAUAUUGCAUUCUCAAAAGUUGCUGAUCAUUUCUGGUUAAGAUUGGUGGGUGCAAUGGGUAACAGGGGUUCCUGUACCUUUUAAGAGUUGCAUAAGGAGCUGUCAAAAUGUUUGCAGUUAUUAAAGCCACAAAAUUACUGUCAGAUUAAUUGAUAUAUCUGGUAAGCAUACCUCCUAAAAGAUAAGCAGGAAAGUAACACUAUGAGCAGGUAUUCAUUCAAUCAUUCACUCAUGCACAUGAUAAUUACAGUGCCAACCUGUCCUGUGGCUUAAUACUAAUUAUACAGGAAUCAACAAGAUAACCAAGCUGAACCAAAUCCUUCAGGACAUGCACAGCUGCUCCUAAGGUUCUCCCACUGUGCUUUACAACUUCUACCCAAAUGCUCUCCAGAGAGGCCCUCCCAGCUCAAAAGCAUCCAGGUGAAGUAACAAACCACCUGCCUCCAUGAUUCAGCAGAACUCACUAAAACUACCCAUCAGGAGAAACACCUGCUAAUGCAGAAUUGGGAUUUUGUGAAUUGUCUCUUUAUAUCCAUGGCAAACAUUAUUGUUUUCUUUGUAACCAACUCAGUGCCCCUUCUAACCAUAUAAACAAUGGCUACCUCAAGUACCUUUUGAGAUUUGAAUUUUUCAUCCUGGGGCUUGGGUGUUUUCACAUUAAAAAACAAACAGUAUUAGGCCCCUGCUCUUCAUGGGGAACCACUUAAUACUGAUUCAGCAGCACCCAUAGAGAACCUAGUGGAUGCUCAAAGAAAUGGCAUCCUCUGUGCAACUUACUGGCAGCUUACUCUGGUGUGAUUCUUUCAGUAGAAAAAAUGUUAAGAAAACAUAUUGUGCACUCACAUAUUUUUGAUUUUAAUUUCUGAUCCAGAAUGUGCCUCAAUUUUUGAAAUGGAAAGCUGUAUGAUUUGGUUUGGAAUUCAAAAGUCUUUUUUGGCUGUGUAGAAUGGAAUUUAAUGUAGAUUUUAAAAUAUUUAUCAAAAUAACGUAUUCUAAUCAAAUAAAAGCCUCAUGGAAGAAUUCCUUUAGACAUUUAUGUGGAUCAGGAUAGGGAUUUUGUGAACCCCUGUUUUCUCUUAUGCUUCCUGUUAUAAAAUUGUGACCUUUAAUGAAAUUAACAACUGCAUUUUGUAUUGCCAGUACUUUCAUUGCUUUUUUCAUUUAUCAUUGCAGUGUGUUGAUUGUUUUGUAUUGUAUUACUGCAGAUAGUUAGGAUAUAAUUAGUGAGGUCAUGUUAUGAAGGAUGGCAAUAGGUUGAUAAUAAGCUUCAGGUUUUAGUGAAAUCACUCCUCAGAUUUACUGAUUUAGCAAGAGGAUCCUUGCUACGUAGGAGAGUAAAUACAAAUGUUGUGCUGGUAUACAAACAGGUGCAAAUGUUAAGAUCCAUGAUUAUAAGAUCUGUUCCUUCUUCUCUUAAAAAUUAAUCCACAGUCCAAUUUUAUUUGGCUAUCAACAGAUUUUACUCACUUGAAAUUCAUUCAGCUGUUGAUCUCGUUGAAUGGAAUCAUCCAGUGCUUCCAAUUAUUUGUAAUAAGGAUCCUAUUUGUAAUAAUUAUUUGUAAUAAGAAUGGCUAACCCACAAAACAGUUAAUCGAGAGCAGUUUAAUUUUAGCCAGUUUACGUCUAUUACCAUCAAUGGGACUGAUAAAGUAUGAGUAUUUCAGUUCAACAAUUCUCUGAAAUUGAUUUUUUUUUUUACCUGUCUAACAUAAAAUGCCCUUUAAAAUGUUUUAAUUACUUCCAUGUUUGGUGCAUUUGUUCAUGUUUAUCUUCAGAUUAAAGAUAGGGAAACUGUUCAUGAAAUCUCCAUAAAGGUCCAAGUGACUAUGUUUCACUAGUUAAUUUGUGGCAGUUGAUUGGAUUUUCAGCUAAACCUAAUGUUUGGUUUAUUUUCUGUUUCUGGCUGCUGUAUGGCGGAUCACUUACAGUUUAAUAACAAUUACUGACUUUCCUUAUUAUGAAGAUUUUUUUCUUCCAAGGUUCAUUUUACAACAGGAAAAUUAUACUUUCAAAUAUGCCUGAGAUAUCAAAAAAUAAUAAUAAUUAAAUAACCACCCCAAAACACACUCUAAUCACUGCGGUUUUAAUUGAUAUGCAACAAAGUAGACUUUACUAAUUAAAAUCAAGAUGCCAUGCUUUUGCUACAUGGACCUUUACAUGGAAAAGUAGGUUUUACACAUUUCCUUUAUUGUUCAGUGCAGCAAUUGCAUUCUUACAGGGUCGUAGGUUGGUGGCUUACAGCUCCCCCCCAAAAAAAGAGUGGGAGAGAGAGAGAGAGCUCACGUUGCCACCAGCCCUGAAGACAGACAGUGGGCUUUCGUCCCUCAGACACCCCCAGAAUACUAAUCAGGAAAGUCAGACCCUGGAGGUCAGGGAGCAAGUCAAUCAUUCUAGCGAUCGUCUCAGUGUGGAGGAUCAAAUUAGCCUGAAAAAUUCAGCUGCUGGGAGGAGAGGGCGAGCAGCUGUCAGGGGCAGCAGCGAGAUGCACUAAUGAACCAGAUGAAUAGUGCAAAAGCUUGAAAAUAAAAACAGGACAGUUGACAUUUUUCAUCUGUCAAAGCAGGAGAUGCAUGAAAAUAUAGUAUUCCUGUUUUAACUCCUUAGGGGACAUUCAGCUUUUCUUUCUUUCUUUCCCCCCCUUUUUUUAACACUCUGCAGCAUUCAAACAAGAGUACUUUUUAAUGAACACCUAGCGUACCAACACACAGGAUCUCUGCAUUUAUUUUGAAUUUCCUGCAUUUCGUGCAGGUUCUGCUGUUGGAAUUCCUGGCUUUGUUUUUUUUUGUUGUGCAUAAAGGGGGCAAAAAACGCUGCAUGAAUUACCUUGUUUCAAGAUUUAAUAUUAUGGGGCCGGUACAGUUUGCAAACCGCUUUUCUUGAGAGCCUUAAUCCCUUUGCUCUUAGGGGUUUUAAAAAGAGAAUGCAAUAUUUAUGGUAUCCAAUUAGUGCACGCACAGCUGUAAUGGAUUUUGAGAUCCUUGCUGUAAAAUCCUUGCCUUCAUGUCCAUUUGGGAAGAUUCCUUCCCAAAGUCUCCUUUAUCAAUAAUGCCGUGGCUAAUAUUUUGCAGCUUUCUUUUGGUUGCGAAGGAGUUAAAUGUUCUAUCUGGAAGACCACAAGACAGAUGAGAGCCAUUUUCAGCUUGUCCUGUCCCUGCUGAAGCUCACUGAGUAGCACAGCAUGGACUAGCGUGUUUCACACACACUCUGCCUGUCUGGGGAAUGUACACAUUGUCCUUCCAAAAUCAAACUUAUUAGCACAUGUAGAAAAGGGUGACUGACUUUGGGGCAGCAUCGCACUCCAAGCAGUGCUCACACCGCUGCGGUUCAGAGAUUUAAAGCGUUUGGAAGGCAGUACGAACAUUUUUUUUUUUAAUAAAAAAAAAAUCCCUGUAAAGUUAGCAAUCCCACCACAGUAUCUGUUUGCCUUUGUAAACUCGGGCUAUCUUCAAAUAAACAUUAGGUGCACUAAUGAUAUUUUAAAGUUCUUACUUUAAAGGUUCCUUGCCAAAAGAUAAUGGUAAAUUUCUUAAGUGUACAUGAAACCAGAAUUAUGCCUGCAACAUAGCAUGCUUGUGAGGAUUUGUUUUCAUAUUAAAUCAAGUGUUGAUGCGUGUAUCAACUUGCAUUUCUGCUUCCAGCAUAUGUCUUUGGGGUUUGGUAUGCACAGAGGACAGAAGCUGCAGUUCCGCACCAAAUUUCAUUCUGCUGAAACCAGUUUUGAAUAAAAAUUGCUUUCUUACCUUAAAUUUAGAAAUUACAUUUUAAAGAACUAAGCAGAUAGUGAAAUGGCAAAUUCAAAAAAGCCAAAUGGUAACAAAGGGAGUAGUAUACGCAUAAAAAGCAAAAGGGUUAAAGUUUCUGAAACCAGCCAAAAGAUUAGACUCAGGAUCGAUUUUAGCAUUAUCCUCACAAUCGCCAGAGACUGUAUCCUUUGGGUAAUGGCCAUAGUUCAGUAGGAAGGCAUCUACUUUGCAUGCAAAUGGUCUCAGAUUAAGCCCUUAGCAUAACCAGGUAGGGAUGGGAAAGUCUGUUGUCUGAAGUUCUGAAGGCUCCUACCUGUCAGUGCAGACAACAUUCAGUUAGAUAGACCAGCAGCCUGAUGUAGUAUAAGGCAGCAUCCUUCCCAGAUUGAUGAGUUGUCCAGGGUCUACAAAAGCAAUUGGGAGUUCAAGCAAAACAUGGAUGACUCAACUUAUUUCAGCGUGGUCUUACUCACCCAUGGUGGUGUCCUCUGUAAACUGGAACUUGCACAAAGUUCCCAAAAAGAAGGUGGGCUCCAAACGGAAAUAAAUAGUUUACAAAAGUACUUUAUGGCUUUGCAGACUACGCAGCAAUAUUUCAUUCUUUAAAGCAUAGGGGAUCAUCUAGGAGGAAUAUGGUCAUGAUCCAAAGAACAAUUUAGCUGUACUCAUGGGGGUUACAGUGGGAUCCCCCAGUGGGAUUCUAAACAUUUUUCAGCCAUCAUGCCAUAUCACAAAUUGGUUUUGAGAACCCUGUCUGUUUCAGAAUUAGUUUUCCAUUUUCCAUGGUGGUGGUGGUGGGUGGGUAGGGAGGGCAGUGUGCUAUUUGAAAAAUGCAAGCCUAGAGCAGAACUUGUUGUACAGUUCUUUUAGAUUCUGAUCAGAAUUCUCAUUUUAAAAUUAGAUCUUUAUUUGUAUGGUGAGUCCUACAAAGUCAGUAUUGGUGAAUAAUAAUCUGGUUUCAGAAAGACAUGUCAGUUAAAUAUAUAAACAGACUGUAACAUUACAGAAACCAGCUUCACUUGCAUUAGGCACACACCCUUCAAAAAACAAUUGAGAAACAAAUAUAAUGAAGUUAAGGGCAGUGAAGAUCACAAGAAGUUGACGUAACAUGUUUUCCAUUUAAAAAUUAAACUGGGCCUUUCGAAACAAAAAGUAGUUCCUUGAAAAUAUACUUAUUUCUCCUAACCACACACACAAAUUAAAAAUUAAAAAUCACAAAAAAAAUCCAAGAUACAUUUUAUUUUGUUUUAAUUCCACACAGAUGGCUGCACUGCAGAGUCCAUUCUAUGGUGACAAAAUGAAUCUGUAUUCCUUAUGUAAAAAGAUUGAACAAUGUGACUAUCCACCUCUUCCAUCAGAUCACUACUCAGAAGAGGUAAGUAGCACCACUCUCUGUGGUAUAUUUGAAGUUAGAGGUAUGAGUACUUGAUGAAUAUUGAAUAGUGCCUUUAAAAAAAAAAGUUUCCAGUUUAUACUGGGAUCUGGGUAUGUUCUUGCACAAGCAUAGCUUAUGCAUGAGAACAUCUUCACGACCUUCUUGUUUGUAUUGUGGGCUCAACAGUGUGCCAGUUUUUUUCCUUGAUCCCUGAAUAUGCUUCCUCAAGAGAAUGGUGUGCUUUCAACAUUGUGGCAGGUUUGAAGCUGAAAUUUUCACAUGCAGAAGAGUCGAAGGAGAUGGCUGUAAGGCAAUACAUAAUACUUUAGAGUGGUCCUGUCUCCUCCUUCUAAUACAAGAGAUUAAAAUUUGAAUGAUGCUGUGUAGGAGAAGCCACUCACAGUUGAUGCAGAAAACCCAAAACCUUAAUAGCAUCUGCUUCGGUUUGCUACAAAUGAACAGCAGGAUUUUCUUUUAUUCACCUGUAUGGGAGCAUUGGUAUUAUCUUGUGCUAGCAAGUGUCUUCUGAAUUCAUCUUCUUUUGGUGUUCUCAUGAGAACUAAUCACCCUUCUGAUAACUUCAUGGAGGAAUGAGACUCCCCACCAGUUCACCUGCCAACAUAGAUGUGAUCCAAAGGUAAUUAGGCAUUCUCAUGUCAUAGCCAUGUUUCCCCUGAACCCCAUAAAGAAUGCUUGUAUUCAAUAUUGUUGGAAUAAUACCUUCACAGGCUUAGUCCCCAUCCAUGGAUUACCCUAAAGCCAUAUGGAUUACCAUAAGGCAUAAUGUGAGUUUCUCAUUCCUGACCAAAACUUUCCUGUCAAGGAAAGUCAAGGAGCUUAAUCUCAGAGCUCAGGUCCCUUUACCAAGAGAAGGUGCUGGACAUGGAAUGGGAACCCUGUAUAUCCCUUCCAUUCUCUAUGGCAGAAUGUGCAUAUGUCUUUGUAUACCUGUAGAAAACACAGGGUUCCAGUCUGCGAUAUAGAGGCUUCUCUGCAUUCUCAGGAGAGGACCAUGCACUGAGAGUCAAGGAUUAAGGCCUGUUCCCAUAGUGGUGAACUUGUGCUACUGAUAAUUCAUUUUGAUUUAGAUGGUGAGGAUUGCAAAAUACUGAUUAGCAGCAAAAGCAUAUGUAAAACACAUUCUUGCUAACUAAUGCAAGAAGACACAGGAAGAACAUACGUUUCUUCAGUAUAUGAAAAAGUGUGUGUAUGCUUGUGUGUGCGUAAUUCUUUUAUCUUGUAAUGAAAUAUUCUCAAAGUUUGAACUAGGUAAGAUAAUAGCAGCUGCAAGCCAACAAAGAGGCUACAGUAACUUAUUCUAGUUCAAUGUACAUGAAUUAAAGAUUAUGUUGAAAUGCACAUAAAUGUCCUCUCUGAAAUAUGUUUUGUAAGUAUUAAAGCUUUGCGCUGCUUACAGAAUGGGGAGUAACUUGUAAUUCAAAACCUUGAAUCCUCUUGCUUUCAAGAUUUCGAUUAUUAAUAAAAGAUUGCAGUCCAGGAAUUUUUGGUCUUUUAAACAUUCUUUGUCAUAUAUAGGGUGACAAUUUGUAUUUUUAUUAUAGUGACAAUUGGAACACAGAGCGGUUUGUUUUGUUUUGUUUUUAGAAAGAUGAUUAGAAUUACUUUUUGAGGUGGAGAUUUACCACCCAUUAAUUUGCAAAACCUUUCCUUAAUGUAGUCUUCCCAAUUAACUCUUUUUUUCCAGUGGCCAUUUUUAAUUAUUACGUUUUUGUGGAAUAUAAAUAUGGCACUUCGUAUAGGCAACUUCAGAACCGGAGGCCUAGAAAUACAGUAGGGUGUGAACAAUAAUGCAAAAUGAUAGCAAGAAUGUCAGGGGCCGUUCUUUGUUGUGUCAUUCAUGCUGUCUUCCUUUUUCCACGAAGCGCAUGAAUAUUUCACGUAUCUGCAUCCUCAUCCUCUAUUCUUCUUGACUAAUUUUCAGACUGUCUGAAUUUGCAUUUCACAUGGUAGCUGAUUAGGAGAUGCCGAGUGCAGCAGUGAAGCCUCAGCAGGCGGUUGCCAUGGUGACCUUCAGCAGGAUUUUAAUGAUGAUGCCACUAGUGGUUCGUUGAAGUCGGCCUGCCUGGAGGGCUACUUCACUGCAGCUAAGUGUGAAGUUGGAUAUAUGGAUUCUCAGCCAAGGGGCAAAUAUCAAAGUCCGGCUCUGAUAGAAGGUCUUGGUACUGGGAAAGAGAAAUAAGAUUCCACCCUUUUUUUAUUAACUUAGUUUGCAUAGUUCCAGGUUAGGAAGGGGUGGGUGGAAUCACACACACACACACACACAAAACAACAACAACAACCAUGUUGUAUAUUUCCCCCAUGCACAAAGAGGGAGAUUUACAUUAACACCCAUUAAAAAAAAAUCAUUUAUCCAUCCAACAGCAAUAAAGAGAGCAAAUUGUGCUGUUCCAUUAAUAAAUAAUUUCUUAAGAAAAGAAGUGGCCUUCGGAGCAGAAGGAGUUGCUUUGAACCCGUUGUCCCUUAAAAAUCAUGUGUGGUAUAAAACAUUUUUUUAUGAAAUAUAUUUUAAGAUUUUUCCCUCUGCCUCUAAUAAUAUAGUUUUAAUUGUGAAAGUCUUGUUUAGAACUGCAGAGGAGGAACUAGGCUAAAGUGUGUCUGCCAGACUGCAGCAGCAGCAUCCUAAAGACUUCUCGAAAAUUUAGACUUCAAACCCGUUAUCCAGGUUGAAAAGUGCUCUUGGUUGAGCUGCUGAGUUCAGGGUUCACUGAACAACGAAAUCCGCUUGAAUUUUUUAUGCGAAUAAAUUUUAUGAAGGAAUAAAAUUACUUUGCAUUAGCUUCUGUCUGCUUUCAUAGAAGAACAUUUAAAAAAGAAAUAAACCCUUUAACCACAGAAUAGUACUCUUAAGAUCAGUUUCUAAAACAGAUAUACUUUUUUUCUUUCUUUUUGGCAGUGAAAUCAUCAGUUGCUUUUGUUUUUUCUGGGUUCUGGAUCUGAUGUGUGUACUUGUGUUAAUACAAACCCAUUUUGUCUACUAGCACCCUUUUUCACAUGCCAUGACAGUGCGCACUGUUUGCAAACUCAGUUGUGGCAAUGUUACCUCCUUUCUUCUCUGAACUCCUUCCUGCCAAAAGUUCGGCUCGUUCCUUAAACCCAUCAUGCUGACAACUACUUUUUAUUUUAUUUUAUUUUAUUUUAUUUUUGAGUGGUUGGAAUGCUCCUAGGCUUUCCAUAACACCACAGCUGCUGAAUCAAAAGGAUGGAGAGGUCUCAUUUCAGUAUAUUGAAGCUUAUCCAAUUGCCACAAAGGUUUCAAAAUCUGCAAAUUGCUUUUUGAUUUUGUUCGUUCUUUGCUUUCAGUGAAUUUAUUUGGUGGGGGUGGGACAUAUUUGGGGGAAAACCCAGUCUUUUCUUACAAAUCUGAGCACUAAUUUGAAACAUCCCUUUUCUACAAUCCUAGUAAGACAUAUUCCAAAGCUAGCUUUGACUGCAACAAAUAAAUAUAUAGAUACAAUGAAAAAACCCUACCCUAGAUACUAAUGAGAAUUCCACUUGCAGAAGAGUCUGCCAGGGUUGCUUUUGGGACCCUUUCCUUUUUAUUUUCUCUAUCAAUGAUGAUGUGGAAGAAUUUGAUGGCAGUGAGAUUGUUUUACCCAAAGUUUACAGUUCUCUUUUAUGUUGUGCUAUUCUUAUUUUAUCCGUUACAUUGACCACGUAGCUUUCGCAAUGUGGACCUCGGCAGGAACGUUUAAGUUACUUCAGACAGUGGUUCCCAAUUAGCUAAUUACUGAGAACCCCUAUUUUUCAAAAGCCAAGCCAUGAACCCCCUACUUUUGAAAAAAAUUGAUAGCUAUGUUAGUUACAGUAGUUUAUUCUGUGAUCCACCCUGAGACGGUAUAUAAAUUUAAUUAAUUAAUAAUAAAAUAGUAAUACCUCUGCAAAGCAGUUUUUGGAACAAAAUGUGGGGUAGCCCCUAGUAAGCAAAAGAUUUUAGGUAUACUAAAAACAGACUUGGGUUGAGCGAUAUCUGGUUUUCAACAUUGCGAUAUAUCGGCAGCUGAACAUCAUGAUAUUCUGAUAUAUCACAGUGUCUGAAAUUGGAGACUGGGGAUGAGGGAAGGAGCAGUGACGGAGAUCAGGUGGGUGGGGGGGAAGAGAGGAAGGGGAGUCAUCUUCACCCCAUGGUUUGAGUGGGGGGGUGCAUCAGGCCGCCGUCAGCAGGGCAGCCAGUGAAGAUGCAAGUCCACUGUGGCUGUUGCGGCUUUCCUGCUGACUGAGAAAAUCUGCUCCGCCUCAGUGCCAGGGGAAGGUAGUGCCCGGUGUCUUGAAAUGAGGGUGAUCAGCUGCCCUGUUUUCCCUCAGCAUGAGGGAAGGCAACUUAGAUCAUCAUGCGAUAUCGGCGGUGCCUUGAAAUUGCUCUCCCUCGCAUGAGGAGCAAUAUAUUUAUUGCUAAAGGUAAAGGGACCCCUAACCGUUAGGUCCAGUUGCGGGCGACUCUGGAGUUGCAGCACUCAUCUCGCUUUACUGGCCGAGGGAGCCGGUGUUUUGUCCACAGACAUCUUCUGGGUCAUGUGGCCAGCAGGACUAAGCAGCUUCUGGCGAACCAGAGCAGUGCACGGAAAUGCCGUUUACCUUCCCGCCGGAGCAGUACCUAUUUAUCUACUUGCACUUUGAUGUACAGUGGUGCCCCGCAAGACGAAUGCCUCGCAAGACGAAAAACUCGCUAGAUGAAAGGGUUUUGCAUUUUUUGAGUCGUUCCGCAAGACGAAUUUCCCUAUGGGCUUGCUUCGCAAGACGAAACGUCUUGCGAGUUCUUGCAAGUUUGUUUCCUUUUUCUUAAAGCCGCUAAGCCGUUAAUAGCCGCUAAGCCGCUAAUAGCCGUGCUUCGCAAGACGAAAAAACCGCAAGACGAAGAGACUCGCGGAACGGAUUAAUUUCAUCUUGCGAGGCACCACUGUACUUUCAAACUGCUAGGUUGGCAGAAGCAGGGACCGAUCAACGGGAGCUCACCCUGUCGCGGGGAUUCGAACCGCCGACCUUCUGAUCGGAUUUCAAAACCAAUUUUGGCCAAUAUAUUGAAAAACCGCACAGUGCUAAAACAGACCAUAAAACCUUUGAUAUUACCAUGCAAAAAUGACAAAAAAUUAGCUUGGAGGGAGGGAAAGGAUGGGGCUGCGGACCCCCUGAAUGCGUUCCACGGAUACCCAGGGGUCGCCAGACCCCCUAAUUGGGAAACAUUGCCUUAGGACAUUGUUGGAGUUCUGCAAAACAGAGCACUUGGUUGUUAAUGCACAGAAGAUAAAAGCUGGUUCUCUCAUACAUGCAUUGAUGACAAGUGCUGACCUGUACGUGUGAAUGAGCAAUCGCAGAUUAACUGCCUCACAGUGGACUUUUGUUUCAUUCAUUUAUACAUUUCAUUGGAGACCUUCACAUGUUCAGCUAAGUGUUGCACAAUCAAAUGACAGAUGGCAAAUCUAGUAAUUUACCUGCCAACCAGUCAGUUGCUAAUGAUGCUCUUUAGGAGAUGGAAAACAUUAUACAUGUGUGUCCCUAGAGCAGGGUCCCAAAAUGAAACAGACCUACAUUUCCCCUCACCACUGUGUGGAACAAGCAUUGCUAGUUAUCAAAAGCCAAGAGACACCUGUGUGCUUAACAAAAGUACUCUGCAUGUUCAGCCUCCCCCUCCCCUUCCAUAAAGGAGAAGGAACACGCAGAGCAGGCAUUUGUGUGAUUAGGCAUCCAACUCUGCUCAGGUGAGGUUUAGCUGCAUAUUGGAGAAACUGCAAGGGGUAGGAGGUGAUCUUGCUUGAGCACACAAAACCCUGUUAAAUCAGACUAAAGGUUUAUCUAGUCCAGAUUCCUGUUUUCCAUAGUGGCCAACCAGCUUAUUUAUGGUGGAUACAAAUCCUUUCAAGGAGAGACUUGCAGAAAACCUUUAAAGCUACAAUAAAUACAGUUAAUGUACUAUAUCAGCUCCUCAAACACUAUAAAACACAUCAGGAUAAAACCAGCAGAAAAGGUCUUGAGGGCAUAAUGGAGCUCCCAAGAGAGAGAGAUAUCCCCAACAUCACUCCCCCCCAACCAAAUAACAGCAUUAAGAUGGAAGCAACAUUAAGAUGGAAGUCCACAAGCAACAUCCCUUUCCAGAUAUUGCAGACCAAGAACUGGUACCAUACUGGCUAUCAGCACAUUUUGUGGUAAUGCGUUCCAUAAAUCAUUCGCUCUUUAAGGAUGCACUUCCUUUCAUCCCUUCUGAACGUCCCCCUAUUCGAUUUCAUUAGAUGGCACAGAGUUUUAAUAUUGUAAGAGAGAGGAAAAAAACUUGUACUUCUAUGUAUGUUUCCUAAACCAUGCAUGUCAUUCUGUCAUGCCUUCCCCAUUACUUUCCUUUUUUCCCUAACCUAAAAAGGCCCAGACAUUGUACCAUUUCCUUGAAGGGAAGAUGCUUCAGCCCACUCAUGUUAUUGGUUAAGCAUCUCCAGACCUUUUCCAUCUCUGCAGUGUCGCUUUUAGAGAUGUGGCAACCAGAACUGUGCACACUAUUGUGCAGCAGAAGUAUGGCCGUUCCACAGAUUUGCAUUGGGCUAUUGCACUGCUGGUAGUUUCCCAGUUGCUUUCUCAAUUACUUCUGGCAUUGAAUUUGCUUUUUUGGCAUUGGCUCAGUCUUCAAUUCAAAACAUUUUUUCCCUUAUGAAGUAUGUAGCCAAACACCUGUUAGCUUCAGAUCAAGACAUUUAUCCUAUCAAAAACCAAAUGAUCAGAGCCUUGUAACAUUAGCUGCUGUUCUUAUGCUUGUACUGGUGAGAAUAUGAGUAGACAAACUUUCUUAUGCCCAGCAAUAUUCUGUUUUUGUAUUGGUUCAAAGUUCAGUGGGCUUCUAAUGAAGAUACAUACACCGUCAUGUGAAAGACAACAAUCCCAUGACUGCAAUCACGGAGCAGGAAUUCUAACACCCCCUCCCCAAACAACUGGAUGGGCAUGAUUUUCUUAAGAACUUUUGAAUUACUAUUCUGAAUGUCAGGUUGGUUCUUUUCCAGGCAAAGUCUCUAUUUUACUCAGAAUCACAAUAUCAUAACUCACAAAUUCCUACAGAAGUUGCUCCCCUCCCCAUCCUGAGUGGACAUAAUAGUCUCUCUCUCUCUCUCUCUCUCUCUCUCUGUGUGUGUGUGUGUGUGUGUGUGUGUGUAGUACAUCUUAGUGAUAAAACAUAUAUGUUACGUGCAGAAUGUCCUGUAGGUUCCAUUCUGUCAUGAAUGGCAAUGUAUUCAGUCUUAGACCUUAGAGGGCCACUGUCACUUGGAAUAGAAAGUUUGGGGCUAGAUGGCCAAUUGUCUAACCUGUCAUGAAGCAGCUUCAUAUAUUAGUAUGCUUAAAAGUUGUGGAGGUGUGUGUGUCAGGGACUGGGCAGAGGAGGAAUGGUGGAGACCACCUCCCCAGCCUGACCCUUCCAGAGAAGAAGACAUUACAACGGGGGUUUGAGGGAGGUCACAGCUCAGAGGAAGAUGAGGGGAAAUGUUGGGAAAUAAUGGGAGAGGAGGAGGAGGCUGGCUGCCAUGUUACCACUAGAAAGCAUUCCAGACCCACCAUCUCCCAGAACCUGGCGAGCCUUAAAAGUAGGAGAGCAAAGAGCUCAAAGACAGAUGGCCCUAAGCAGCAACCGUCAAGGGGGUGGUGCUGUUGACAAAAGAGGAAGUGGGAGAGAAGGGCCAUGGAGAUUUACUUGGGACAACACCAUUAUUCCAAAAGGUUCUACAGUGGUACCUUGGGUUAAGUACUUAAUUCGUUCCGGAGGUCCGUUCUUAACCUGAAGCACCACUAUAGCUAAUGGGGCCUCCUGCUGCCGCUGCGCAGCCGGAGCACGAUUUCUGUUCUCAUCCUGAAGCAAAGUUCUUAACCUGAGGUACUAUUUCUGGGUUAGCAGAGUCUGUAACCUGAAGCGUAUGUAACCUGAAGUGUAUGUAACCCAAGGUACCACUGUAUUCCCAAGCCUCUCUCUGUAAAUAUUGAAUAAAAAGCAGGUGGUAAGGACUUUUCUUAUCCAUUUCUGGCAACCUGCCAUGGGGGUUGGUUCCUCUGCUGCCUGACAGGGGGAAGGUGAAACCAGACCCUUAGUAGCAUCUUUUUAAGGAGUAAUACGUUAGGUGAAUACCUUCUGCUUAGGAAUAAGCAAUGUUUCUUUCUGCUUUAAAUCCAAGUUCUCCGCCAUCGCAGGCGUUUCCAAACACUGGCUUGCCUGUGUCAGCCUUUUUUUUUUGGUCCCUUUUUAUGACUUGAGGGACACUGAGUCCCCCCCACCCUUGGAGUCUGACAAACCUGUUAAAGUAAAAAGAAAUGUGUCCCGCUGCUCCCCACUACCAGGCUAAGCUCCAGGCAAAAUACUGUCAUUGUGCUAAGUUCACAGAGGAGGUUAAGGAGAAUAAGCCGAGCCGAAGGAGACUGCUGCUCAGAGAUGCAACAGGAGCCUUCCCAGUCUUAGGUACUGUCCCAGUCUGCCUUUCGUAGAGCAUGCUGGUCAUCCCAUACCAGACUAGAAUAUAUUGCUGUCCUGACAUCUCGGCUCAGCCUAAUUCACAUUAGCAUCCCCCAGGUCAGCUGAAUGCAAUGGAUGCUACUAGCUCCAUAUUAAAUAGGGAACCUUCCUGACUUUAUGGAAAUGGAUAUUCCUGACAAUAGGCAAAGGCAUUGCAAUCCCGUAUUCAGCAAGAAGUCAUUGUCUUUCCACACACCUUAGAAAAGAACAUUCUGUGUUUUGUGCUUUUAGGGAAGAUGUUUCAUGGAAGUAAUGUGCAUUCGGGCAAUAGGAUGGGAGCCGUUUUUUUCAGCUUUGACAAAUACUUCAGAGUUCAUACUUAGAAAGAUUUAAGGGGAGUCUGCCUCGAUCACUUUCUCUCCUGUAGAGCUCAUGGCAUCUACCCAAAGUCUCAGUUUCUUCUGCAGUUUAGAUGCCAGGUUUGUAGCUUCAUCCCCAGCCCAAGUCCGUGUUUAAGAUAUUCAAAAUAGGAGUAAGCAGCGGCUUAUUUUUUUCCCUUUCCAUGCUUCUUCAGCAUAAACCAGCCAUCUUGAUCAGCAGGAAAUAAAUACAUUCAUAUACAUACAUACAUACAUACAUACAGCUUCCCCUUGCAGACUUAGGAUAUCUAGAUUAUAGGAAACAUUCCUGAUAUGCAUUAAUAAUUAAUAAUUAUGAAUAAAUAAUUUUACACUUUACCUUUUUUUAAAAAAGGAACUCCUGACACUUUUCAAUUUGUCCUACAACAUUAAUUUUACACAUAUAUAUUUCCUCUUCUGCAUAGCAGCCUACAAGCAGCAGCCCAUCAGUAGAUAAAAUACCUGUGGCAUGCGUGAAAUACUACAAAGUUCUUUCAGGAUCUGCCCAAAAGGGUUCUCUUUGCGGAGCUGAAACCUUCGUUUCUCAGAAAUCUCUUGCCUGCCUGCCAUGUAAGCAGUCUGCAAAGCGUUCAGCCAUUGACUGCCUCUUGGCUAAGCGUACUAAUACACUGCUCUUGUCGGCUGCAAUAUAUUAUCAACCCCUUGCAUCUUCCUGUGGCAGAUCAUGUAGCUUUCCUAUUGCAUCUUGGGUCAUCUCCUUCUGGAUUUGUGAACUUUGAAGUUAAGCCUCACUUAAACUGAACGCGCACUCUUAAUAACAAAGAACAUGCAUCCCCAUAGGACUAUUCCUUUAUUUUGCAACUCUACAUUGAAAAUGGAAAGUGGGGCAGUGGGGGGGGGGGAAUUGAUUUCAUAGAAGUCUGGAGUCCCAUUUUAAUAUAUCUGAAAUUAAAGUUUUCCCCAUGCUAGGCACAAGGUAAAAGAAAAAAAAAGAGACUAAGAAUGCAAUCCUAUUCAUGGAUUGAGUUCAGUGAGACUUACUUGAAGGUAAGUGUGCAUAGGAUUGCAGCUUCCUUUUCAAUGAUUUCCAUGGUGAGAUUAAUGUAGACGUGAAUUUGAAGUAUCCUACACACAUUGACCUUGCAGCAGUACCUUGUGUUUAGUACGUCUUAGUCGGCAACUCUGUACCAACUUACCUGGGAGUAAGCCAGUAACCAUGUAUAGUAUAUUAAAAACCAUGGGCGCAGUUCAUCCCCAUGCAGGUAGUGGAAUCAGAUUUAUCUGUGUGGGACUGUAUUGGUUGUUCAGUAUAUGUUGCUCAUAAAGGAAUCCCUCGCUGAGUCCUUCACAUGACAUGACCAGCUUACAUAAGAAUCUUGCCAGAUGAACUGAAGGGAAUAUUCAGCUCAUAACCACAAAGGGCCACAAAGCUUCAAGGCCUUUGAAGGGUCUUUUCCAACUUGUUUAUUCUAAGGCAACAAGUUAGAGUAAAUGAGUGGCUCUAACACCUAUAACUCAAUGAAUACCAAUGAUUAUAGUAAUGUAUACAUUAAACUGGGUUGCCAGGGAGGCUAACCUGUGGCCCUUCAGUGUAAUUAGACUACAGCUUCCAUGGUUUCUAGUCAUUGGCUAUGUGGGCUGGGACUGCUGGGAGUUGUUGUCCAUCAACAUCUGGAGGGUCACAGGGUAGCGACCCCUGUUAUAUGCAUUUUGUUGGCAUCUGUCUGCCUCGAGAGACAAUGGAGUAUAGGAGUGAAGUCAAACCAUUGUGUUAGCAACACUGAAGCUUGGGCAGUGUGCUUGGAGGUUCUGGGUGUUGGCUAUUUGCAGUUUAGUUGCGCUGCAGAAAGCUUGCUGGGGAGACCACGCAUUACAAGGAACUCAAAAAUAACUUUAACAAGGUUUUAAUAACAAAAACAAAAACUCCUUUUACACUAAAUAUAUCAACAAGCAUGACCCAACCACCAACCCAUCCCCCACGGUUCUGAGAGAGCUAGGUGCUGCUCUUUAUACACUAUACCCAAUUGUUGACACAGCUUAAAUAACACAACUUAGCAGCACCUGCUAUACUGUUUCACAGCUGUAAAACUGGGUCACAUUAUUUGCUCUGGCCCUUAAAGACAUACACAUCUUGUGGAACAAUAAUGAACCUUCAAAUUUAAAGAGACCAUUCAACAUUGGGCUGCCCAGACAACAAGACACCCCUCUCAGCCUUGCCAAUGUGGUCCAAAAGAAAAAGCAAUACAUUUGGCACCAGCUUGGCUGCAGAAGUUGCUGGAAAGAAGUGUACAAGGCACCAUGCAGUCGUCUUAGGGACUCCCUUCCAGAUUUGUUAGGCUUUACUCCUUAGCCUGUUCUUCUCCCAAAGAUGUCCCACAGGGUGGCAGAGGUUUAGGAUCAGAGUUUUCCUUUUCCUAGAUGGGCCACCUUCUCAGGUUAAUGAGCCCCACCUCUACCUCUCACUUCCCUCUGUAGCACGUGUAGAAACCGCUGCCUUGACCAUUGGACUCACCAUUGGUCUCAUCUGCUCACCACCAGAGCUUGUAUUCACAUGUAGGGGAAAGCCCCUAACUCUGAGGGUUUGAGACGCUACCCUCACCUGGUUUACCUGGCCAAUCAAAGCUGUUUCCCAGGGUGUGGCUACUUGUCACAUGCUGACAGCUUAUAGGAGCCACAUGUUAGAACUGAGUGCAAAGGUGGACAAACUACCCCAGAAGGAGCAUGACCAGUGGUACUACCCUUCCCCUACACCCCUGCGUAUGCAUUAGUACCACACUAUUGUAGUUUUCCAGUACUCCUAAUGGAAGUUUGGAGGAGGGAGAGAAGGAUGGCCCUAAUAACUUUGUCACACAGUGCUUUUUUUCUUUUCUUUUUUUGUUCCUCAUGUCCAUAAUAUUCUUUUUCCUCCCUAGCUGCGACAAUUAGUUAAUAUGUGCAUCAACCCAGAUCCAGAGAAGCGACCGGACAUCACCUAUGUUUAUGAUGUAGCAAAACGUAUGCAUGCACAUACCGCCACCAGCUAAGAGACUUGGCAGCUUAUGAAGAGAAAGGAAAAAACAACAAACCCACCGGAAUCAUUCAAGUAUUGUUGUGCAAAACCUCUUCCACCUUUUCUCCCAUUUGUCUGCGUCACCUAAAGUUUAGUUACAUGCAAUGAGAAUGUUUAGCAGUUUUGUCACAGAGUUAAUAACCUAAAACGAAGUAUUUUUUUUUAAAAAAAAUGUUUUAAUGGAAAACAUGGAACAGUUCUAAACAUGACAGAAUAAGAAAAUCGGCAAUCCUUUCUGACUUCUGAAAGCUGCAAUUUCACACAUAUUUCUACAUAAAGAGCAAUGAUUUUACAUGGAAAUAAUAUUUUGUUCUACAUAUCAGAGUUGCGGUUUUGCAUAUGAGCACAACAGUGGACUCCUUAAAGGAAUACUGUUGAAACUGCUCCUUAGUUGUUUUCAGUAAUGUGUGGAAGUGAGGAAUCAGCACAAAUUGGUGAAUUUAUUGUUCAUUAGUGAAUAUAUUGUUCCUUUUCCCUAGAGGCAAUUAAUUAAUGAAUAGGAUUUUAUUUUAUUUUUUAAAAAAGGAAUUUUGCAGUUUACGGUUUUCCUCAUCAAGAUAAAUGUAGAUAGAAACCAUUUUAUUUGCUGUUGAGCUUUGAUGCAGCCGCUGAAUGUGAAAAAGAAUUGGUUUUAUUUUAUUUUUCCUCAGAAAUUGUCCAACACUGAAAAAAGAAUAAAUCUGGUCAGCUGUUGUUGUUUUUAAAAUCCUUGUACAGUACCUUAACCCCAGCUCCUAAAACUUGAUAUCAUGUAUUUGUAUUAUGCUGUGCCUUGCUGCUCCAAGCCUCUGGGCGAACAGAAAAGAGUGGUGUAUUUGUACAGGGCCUAGGAUUCUGAAAGCAUCACUGCCACAAUCUGUAGGUCUCAAGAUGGCGCUCCACAAAAUUAAGCAUUUGCAAAUCCCUUUUCAUUCAGUGGUGGAUUGCUAAGCACGUCAUAUCAGUGACAAAGUGCCUAAUCUGGGCUGAAUUUAUCCAGAUAAUCUUUCAUGCUAUAUAUUGACUUAGUUUUAAAGGCUAGUUCAGCCUUCCCCAGGCUGUUGCCUGCCUAAUGUUUUGGAGGACAAGUCUCAUCAGCCAACAAGGUAAUCCAGGCUGAGACAGAUGAAAGGUGUAGUCCAAAAUAUGCAGAUAUUACCAGACUGGGGAGGGCUGGGCUAGUUUACACCCAGCAACAAUCAGUAUAAGGUACAUAUUAUAUAAAAUGGCCAAAUGCUUGGAAUGUCCUAAGUAUGGCAUCUUCUCCUUGUGCUGAUGCUCCCAGGGUGAAUCAGAGGACUCUUUUCUUUACCUUUUUACACCACGGCAAACCAGCAACAGGAAUGGGUUUUGGCUGCCUAGAGUCAAAGCUUCAAAGGAAUAGGCAAUCUAUGUGGCAGCCAGUCAUUGAUAUGAAUUGUCCGUUACAAUGCAGACAUCUGCUUCCUAAAUAAUUUAUGUGUCUUAGAAGGGUAUUUUGUUCCUCGAAAACAUUCAUUUGAGAUUUUAAAAAGAGAGUUUUCUUCUUUUCUUUCUUUUUUUGCAUUAGCUUAUAUUCCAAAGCGAAAUUCAUAAUUAAUUGAAUAAACAUUCAUGGCCCUGAAUGGGGUAUUUGUUGUGGAGUGUGGAAGCAUUAUAUUGUAGCUACAAGUGUUGUUUUACAUAGUCCUUUAAAAUCCUGACCGGAUAGCCUGCAAAUCUAUGACGUGUCAAAGUGGGUUGCUUAACAGUUACAGGAGUUGAGAGGUAGAAUUUUAAUCCCACUGUGACACAUUUAUCUCUGAGAACAAGCAAGAAGCCAUACAGUAUUUUUUUGUGCACGUCAAACCAACAAAUUUUACUAAUUCACCAUGCAGCCAUGUGCAGUUAGGCUCAUCAGCAGAAAACUAUGUAUAAUAAAGAAAAAAUGUAAAUGCAACCUGCACUCCUCAGGAGGCAAUGCCUAACAGUGAAGCCAGGCAUGGCAUUUUGGAGAAUCUGAUACAGUGGUGCCUCGCAAGACGAAAUUAAUUCGUUCCG
Messenger RNA from Podarcis lilfordi (Lilford's wall lizard), 83726 nucleotides. The record is from the annotation of a GenBank genome assembly. Lineage: Eukaryota; Metazoa; Chordata; Lepidosauria; Squamata; Lacertidae.